AGAAGCGCGCAGUUGCAGAAAGGAGAGCGGUUGCCAAGGCAGCCACCAAUCUCCCCUCCCCCUUCUCCCUCCGUUCCUCUUUCCCGUUUAUUAUCGGCAGAGGUCGCAUGGCAGAGGGAAGUCCAACCACUUCUGUACUGGAACCAAUGCAAGAAUAUGCGCCUCCAUAACAAAGCCUGUAUGGAGUCCUGAGAGCGGUGGGAAAACGCAGACUGCACACGUAUGGGCUGCCGUUCAGUCGGUUAAAAAUACUUUAUAAUAAGAGGAUCUAAGUUGGUGGUUUGCUUAUUUAUUUUUUCCUGAAUCAACGGGAUAGUUUUGCCAACACGUGCGUCUCUUCAUGAAAAUUGUUCUUCCCGCUUUGAGUGAGUGAGUGAGUGUUUGGCAUCCCGAGGAGGACUGCGCAUCACCAGAGUUGCUGCUGAAGUUCGGACGCUGACGGAUGUGAGGGAAGAGAGUACCGAGUCAAACUCCACCACUUGUAUCUUUGUUUUGUCUUCACUCUCUCCUGCUUCGGCGUUGUUGUGUUUGCUAAGACAAUAGUGAGUCAAAGACGCUGAAAGUGAUUUCAUGCCUUCAGUCCCGCACAACCUGAGAUGGACGUGAGAUUUUAUCCUGCGCCCCCGGCUAAUGUGGGUUCAUGCUCCCUACCAACUGACCCAAGUUGUCUGAGCUCGUUGGACUAUUACCACUCUAACAAGGUAAAAACAAAAAAACAAACAAACAAACAAAAAAAACCCAAUGUGUAUUCAUGCAAUGAAAUGCUUCAUGUCUCACCUGUCUGUAUAUGCGCCUGCAACAUUUACGCAAUGCUUUGGAUGCGUUUUAUCCACGGGCGCACACUUGCUCCAAACACGCAGCUGCACUCUUAAAAGGAAAAAAGCCAAAUGUCAGCAAGUCAAGUGACCUGAGCUGCUUUUAAUUUAGUCGAGAGUGGGAUGCAGGAUUUGUAUUUACUGUUGGUUAAAAGUGAAACCUGCAAUCAUUCUAUUUUGUUGUUGAAAGAAACGUGUAGUCCAACUUUUCCUCUUCUUGCCAACAUGCUUAUUAUGUUAUUUCCCCGGUGAACUCGUGCAGUUGUGUUUUUGCACAAAGCUGGCAUUAAGUGUCCGACCCGAUGUGGAAUACCAGGGGCUGUAUAGAAUCCAUACUGCCCCACUCUGCUUUCUGCUCCAACAUUAUCUUCCCUCUCAAUGAUUUCUCAUAGCCUACAUGCUUUUCCGCUGGGAGUUCAGCGAUUAAAUGGAUGUGUGCCAGUAAUGUACUGUUAAUUACUUUGUAAGGAGAAACCACAAAGUCUGCCCGGUACAAGUGAUCACUCUUUUCUCUCUCACUCUCUCAGUUUUGGCACCCCGCAGCUUUUUGGCUUGUGACCUGAUCUGACUCUGUUGCAAAUGCGCAGGUGGCAUUCAGAACAACAAAAUAAAUUGUAGUUUGACAUUUUCCUAGAAAUCAAAUUAAUCACUAUACCCUGUGACAAACAAGCUGUGUUUGGUAAUCCUGUUAUAAGAACCUAAGGGACAGGGAAACACAGAGAUCUUUGGAUGUUUUCAAUUUGGCUUGUCAUAGUGGAUUAAAACACAAUCACACAGAAAAAGUACAAACAAGAACUAAAAGUGUCAAAAAUACAAGAUAACCAUAUUAAACGGGCAUAAAAUUGCUAACAUGAGUACUUCACCUAUCUGUAAUCACAGAAUCAGACCAUGCUAUGUUCACUUACCGUAGCUGUGGUGUUACAAAUCAACAGGCUCUGGAUGUUGACCUGCUGUAGAUGGACUUGUAGUGAGAUAGAGAUGUUUUGAAGUUCUUGUGCUCACUUUAAUCUGAUAAAUUUGACUCUCAGGUUUUAGAGUGGGGGGAAUAUUGUUUGUGGGAAGUUUGACUUUCACUGUGUGGGCAAUGGAAAUUCUUAAUCAAAGGACGGAACAUUCCAGUGAUCAACUGACAAAACAUCUCCCAGUCUGAAGAACACAAUUUGGCAACUAAAGUCUUCGUUAAGGUGACACUGUGUGUCAACUGUGAAAGACGGACGACAUAAUUGAUUUAGGUAACAGCUGGAAUAGUGUCCAUAUAAAACAUUUAAUGGCGAGGCUGGUUUGCACCUGUGACACACAAAUAGGCUCAUAUAACUAUCUCCUCUGCACUAUCUUUUUUGUAGGUCAGAUGAAUUAGGAUCAUCCUCCAAUGGGGAUAAUCCCAAGAAUAUGCUGAUAUCCACACACUGCAUGAACUCUGGAAACAAAGCCACAAGAUAUGAAAAGAUGUAAGUGCUUUCACAAGGGAGAAAGUGGCAUCAAGUGCUGUCACUGACAAUAGAGAAGUGUGGCAUCGCUCAAAAUUACAAGUGUUCAUUUGAAUUAUUGAACCCAACCCCUCCCCCCCAGAAUCCCUUUGCUUGAGGGAGCUCUUUCCACUGAGGGGAGGGAUAAUUUGCUAUCAUCACAUGUGUAACACUAACUGCAUUCACUGAAAAUGGAAAUGAGGGCCAGGAGCAGCAGGGAUCAUUUGGUGUCCUGUUAACAUGGUGCAGCAGGUCAAGUUUCCCUCCUCAAACCUCUGUCAAACUGGCUGUGGCAUGAUCGAAGAAAUGUCCGAUUUGUUAUGUAGAUACUGCACCUACAGAUCAAAACUGCCCACCAGUGAUCAUCUCUGACAUCUCGGAUAGAUGAUUUCAAAUUCAGCUCAGCCGUGUGUAUGCAAAAGGCAAAUCAUAGCACUGAGGUCAACUGUUUUCAUAGGCGUAGUUUGAGUAUUUAUUUGGGUUUUUUGGUUUUUCUGUAUUUAUUUGCUCUAGCUUGAAAAUAUUCUUUCGAAAAAGAGUCCAAACACGCUGAGUAAAAAUACGUUUCUGGCUUUUGCAAUAUUUAGGUUUAUACCAUUUCUCCUCUCUGCCUUUUCAAGCCAUGUCUUAAAGCAAGUUGUAAUUUGAGUUUACAUUUCUCCUGUUAUUACUGGUAAGUUUACAGUGUUAAUCUCAGUCACACACAAGUGUAAUUGGAUAUAAUGACUAUGUGUUUGUGUUGGAGUUUACUGUCUGUUUAUUUGCAAACCUGUCUUGUGUGCUGACGACUCACUCCCUGCGCAGACAGAAACCUUGUUAGAGUAAUUAGUAACUUUAUGCGAGUUCUUGCGGGAAACUUGUUUGCUCCUUUAUUUUGCUGUCAGUUUUUGCCACACUGCUCAUUUGGAGCUGCAGUUUAUUUCAUUCAUAAUGUCCACACAUGCAACCGUACAUAUUCAUCCUUUCACCUUAUUCAAGGUGCCAGUGUGAAUCUUUUCUGUUAUUUGAAUGUUUAAAAAAGAACUUUGUAAGGAGACAAUGUGAAUCUCGUCCUGCAUUUUCUGGCCAACAUUUGUCAUGGACUUUUUAAAUAGCUUAAGUGCUCUGCCAGCAAAAUCCCUCUGUUCAGAAAACAGAAAAAAAAGAUGAAGAAUGCAGAGAAAGAGAUGCAUAAAAUGAGCAGAGAAGGUACUUCAAGUACAGACUGAGACGAUUCAGGGAGAUCCGUAAAUAACCCUGAAGAUGUCUACUUCAAUACUUUCAAUACUCACUUUAUUUCACUCUGAGUGUGCGGCUCUUUUAUUACUGUGGUGCUCUCCUGCAGCUGAGGAGAAAUUACUCAGAACAAUACUGUGAGAAUAGUUUAGUGUGGUGAUGGUAAUAUUAAACUGUGACAUGUUUCUGUGUUGUCUGCUGCAGGCUGCAUGCUACAUAUAUAUACCUUUCUAUACCGUGCAAAUACUCUCUACAUUUUACUGUAUUUUGUGAGAAGCAUCAAAUAAGUAAAAUGCAUGGUAGCUUAGAGUGCAUGUUCAGCUGUAAUUGCAUUUUCUACUUGUUUGUCAGUACCCUUCAGUUUGCUUUGUGAAAUGGGAACACAGUGUCUGCUCCUUUAUUUGAAUACCUUAAUCAAACAUCGACUGCUGCUGCUGCUGAGGUGAGCUGCUGCCUACAGUACAGCACUUAGCAUGGCGUACAGAGCGAGCAGGCCCUGUGUUUAUACAUCCAGGGCCCCACCCAGCUCAUAUAUCCUCCCAACAACUGAUAUCUGCUUAGAUAGGGCAUGACUGAAGAGCAGGCUUUGUUAGCUGGUGGUCUCCUCUGCCUCUGAUAAGCUCAGGGAAUGAUGCACUCCAUUUGAAUGGCUUAUCUCAGUUUUAUUUCAUAUUACAGAGCAGCCCUGUGUAUGCUGUGCAAAGGUUUGAUUACAUUGCAUUAACAUAUUCAGCCAGUUUCAAUCACCCUGAAGUGAAACUAGCUUUUGAAGCAGCAGAAAGAUAUUGAUGUUAGUUUUGGCUGCAUGUCUUAGGGUUAUUUUUAAUACCUUGAGUACUUAAACAUGGCAGACAAAUUAAGCAGCCUCUGUAAAGCAGGCUGGAGUAUAUUUUCAUGUUGAGUGGUGUUGUCGCUAUUAGCUAAUGACAAACUCUGUGGUAUGUGACAGAGAGGCAGAAAGAGAAUCAAGGGAUGAGUGAGAGUCAAAUGGGUUGAAGUAAUCAGUGGCCCAGUAUGGGGACAGUGUGUUUCUGCAUGUGUGUAUCUGUGGGGUUGUGUGUGUGUGUGUGUGUGUGUGUGUGUGUGUGUGUGUGUGUGUGUGUGUGUGUGUGUGUGUGUGUGUGUGUGUGUGUGCAUGCUAACUCGGGGCCAGUCAAGCGUUUUGCUGACUACAGAAUCACAAUCACAAUUGCUUUCAUAGCCCUGUGCAGAGGAAGGCCAUGCAUACCACAGUAAGGGCCGGUGACACACAGUGAGCAGGAGCAAAAACAGCCACUAAAUCAUAUUCUCCCUGCCCCGACACACCCAGGAGAUUUUUAAUGGGGAUUCCAACCAUUUGAAAUCAUUUCAGUAAAACCAGGAUUGGGUCUGACAUGGCUGAGUCACAGAGGCUGCAUAUGGCAUGAUGAUUUCUUGCUAUAUAAUUUUUCUUAUUAGAUAGAAAACUGUGUGAAAAAUGCUUAGUUCAAAUAACCACAAGUUACUGGUGUUUGUCACUUUGUCACUUUCUGUGACAGUUUUUCUGUUUGUUUCUUAUGGAUGUAGACAGGGAUGAAUGUAGAAAAAGGAAAUAAGACAGCUGAUGAAAAGAUUUCCCACUGUUUGAAUAACCUGGUCUCUUACUUUGGCUUUUAAAUGCAGUGUUUAUGCCUGAUGUAGGUUAUGAAAAAGGCAUUAUGUAUGUAUGUAUGUAUGUAUGUGUGUGUGUGUGUGUGUGUGUGUGUGUGUGUGUGUGUGUGUGUGUGUGUGUGUGUGUACCCACGUGCUAAUUAUUGGCCCAGGCAGUGCUACUAAGCUGCUUGCUCGUUGGUGGGCACCAGUGCGUCCCCCUCAGCGUCUGUUACCGUAAUUAAGACCAGCCGCCCCACUGUAGUGUGCUUACAUUAGUCAGCCCAGGCCUUCCCAUGGGGCAGUGCGACGGCAUUCUCAUUCUUACUGCAGAAGAAGAAAGAAAGAAAAAGAAACAGCGCUAACACCUGCUGCAGAGUAGACCCCUGGGUUUUUAGUUAAAUGUUGAUUAUAUUUGUUAAUGACUGUAAAGAAGAAACCACAGGGGCUAUCUAUCUAUCUAUCUAUCUAUCUAUCUAUCUAUCUAUCUAUCUAUCUAUCUAUCUAUCUAUCUAUCUAUCUAGAGCAUAUUUGUUAUACUCUUAAGCUCAGUUGCACUGAUAACAUUAUUAGAGCUUUGAGCUGUUAUAACACGAGACCUCUGAUCUUAUUUUGUUUAGCAAUGGAAAACAAAGGAAACCCCCCAGAGGACUAUUUGCCAGAGCUACUAUAAGCAAUACAACACAGAAAUUGUACAUCUAAGCUUGUACAGAGCCCAGCCAGUACGUCUGUGAAAAUGGUAAACAAGGACAAAUGUAAGGAGUGAAAAAGUGCCAAGAAAGGGUCUUCUUAUAGGCCAUGUAGAUACAAUAAAGUCAAGUGCUGAAAUGAUGAGUAGAUGAAAUUAUUGUUGUGUUACUGUCUAAGUUGGGCUCUUUGUUGAAAUGGUGAAAUUACUGGAAAUUACUGGAAUCAUUUCUGAGGAUUAAAAAAUGUUAUUUAAAGCCUCCGCAAGGACUUUUGGAUUAAUUAAUAAACAGACUGAAAUGACUAGUGAUGUGUCUCUAUGAUGUACAAGCAAAUAAUACCAUCAACAACAAGAUGAACAUUUUCUAUAAUGUAAUUUUUUAUGGCUGCUGUGAGGGGGUAGGUACACUGAGGAACAACUUUUGUUUGUUUCCCCACUGCAAAAAUUCACAAUACAGAGAUACAUUUCAUUGUAAUACAGACAACAGGAGGAAAUCUUUAAGUCAGUGAACACCUUUUCCUGAGGAUGAGGCAAAAUCAGCAACAAUCAAAGGUUUGCCACUUUGUCCACAUGGGGCGCCAAAUUCAACACAAACAGAAAGUUCCUGAUACGAGCUUUAAUUUUUUCACCAUUUUGCAUGUUAACAGGUAUUUUCUCCUAUUCUUGACAUUUUAUAGGCUCCAAUAUUUAUACAUAAUCAUGUCAGACUUUACAGUAUACAAUACAUACUAAUAUAUGUGGGUACAUAUGCUCUGUAUGCAUGUCUGCACUCUACAUACAGUAUGUACUGUAAAUAUGCAUGUAUGCAUGGAAGAAGCCUGAAGCUGGACAAACAUUCCCAGUUGUCUCAGCUUCCUGAGGUAUGUCCUGUGCAAACACUAUAGGCCAGGGUAUAAGCUCAAUUCCUGGGAUGUAAGGCUCUUUCCCUCCCUUGUUUUCACUGAAUAUCCUUUACAAAUAUUAUCAGCCUGGUGUCAGUGCCAUGUUUACUCUACAGCCUGAAGAGACAGCAUCUAUAGGAAAAUUAAAUUAAUGGUACAAGUGUGGACUUGUGUGGACUCUGAUACAGUUUAGCAAAAAUCAUCUCUGAACUUCCUUGAAGAAAUGUUAAAAUACUUUCACCCGACUUAGCCUCAACUGUGAACAUCAGAGAACUGUUAGCUUUAUUAGCAGAUCUUUGACUUAUAACCCAAGCGCUGGUGUCUUGAUUAGUUCCCUGACAUGCAUUGAUUUAGACUGUGAGAAGGUUCCGAUUGAGGAAGACAGGGCUGAUAAAUCCAUAUGAUCCUGAAUUUGCUCUCUUUCCACGGCUGUGACUGCUUCCCCCUGUCCCCUGUCUGUCAGGAGCAUGUGUUUAUUAUGUGUGACAUAUUUAGCAGGCAGAUAUAAUUGCCUGUGCAAAGCUGUAAUUGUCUGCGACCAAUUCAGUCAGCAGAGACUGCGGGAGCCCACGGAGCCUCUGAGGUAAUCAAACUGUGGCUCAUUCUUCCUCUUUGAGAGCUAAUGAUGAGCCCCAUGAUCUUUUACAGUGGGCAGAAAGAAGAGAAGUGUAACACAGUGGUGAUACAGUGGCUUUGGCACUUGUAAUGUUAUGAGAUGUGGGUUGAAAUGUGGAAAUUUCAGGAUGGAACAUAAAAGUUGCUAAAAGUUAUGAACAGAUAAAGGAUAAAGACGUUUAAAGAGAGGUUGGAGACUUUGUGGGUUGAGAAAAAGGAGGGAAAGCUGGAGUUGAAGGCCAUCUCCUUGUGUUCAAACUGUUUAGUCUCAAGUUGGCCACAAGCCAUGCCGAUGAGUGAUGUUGCGAAGAAAAACAAACAAAGGGAAGAAAAGCAAAACUUUAGAAUUAUGAUUUAUGGACAAUUAUGUUUUGCUGUUGAGGACUCUGCCUUUCUCUUAACAAGGCUUCAACAAGCUCACAGCGGCUCUGCAGGCCUGUUAACACACAGGAAAGGGAACUUGAGCAGAUCUUUUUAUAGAAUUGUUAAUAACACAGUAGACAGUAGUGAAAACCAUAGCCUAAAGCAGCACUUACUGGCACAGCCCACUGUGAACCAAGUUAGUGAGUGUGUAUGUAAAAUUGUGUUUAAGCUUUUGUGUGUGCUGCUUGCACCUUAAUAGCAGAAAAAACUGUUUGAAUCCUUUUUGCUGGUUGAAAGAAUCAGUGUCACGAUAAAGAAACACACAGUGAGGGGUUUAUUCUUUAGUACAAGUUUUAGUAACCAUACUUCAGUAAAAAGGUAAAAGAGCUCAUUAUUAAGUCACUGUAAGUUGCCAUCAAUCACAGUUGUAUAAUAAAGCGAAAGUCUCUGACACUCCUGAAAUUUUUGCGAAAUUUUCUUAUGCGCUGCGAUUAAAACUUUCCAUUGUGGCUCCUAACACAUGUCACACACAGAGUAAAGUUUUCCAUGUUGGACAAGGGGGCUGGUUGGUGAGGGAGUGGGGGUUGGAAGGGGGAAGUCUCAAGGCAUGGACCGAGUGACAACCUGCAGUGCUGAGGUGCAAAAGCCAAGGAUUCUCCACUAGGUCUUAUCUUGCUGUAAAAUACCAAUGUUAUGGAAAAUUAAACAUGUUUACAGCCUGUGCAAACAUGGACAUAGUCUCAGUGACAUUACCCUUUUGUUUGUAAAGUAGAGUUUUGAAGAUUAUUAUUUGCAUUCACCAUAUUUGAAACCCUGGCUUUACUUUUGCUCAACCUAACAACAGACAAAGAGAUUUAGUUGAGGCUGGCGCCUGGCCUCCUCAUUAACAGCUACUGUGUUCCUGCCAGUCAGUCAAGUAAGAUUGGCUUCUAAUUUAGCAAAACUCAACCUUAUUAAUUCCAAAAUAAUUGUUUAUGAAACAAUUUCCCCAUCCAAGCCUUAACCUUUUAUCCAACCUGGGUGUCAACUCUGUUUUAAUUUUUUUCUGUGAAGACGGGCUUUUUUUAAGUGGGUGUGUGAGUGGUUUCUGGUGUGUAUGGAGCCGACCUUAAGUGAACACCCAAGGAAGAGUAGUUUUAAGCACUUUUGCAUCAGCUUCACUUCUCAAGACUUGAGGUUACUGCUUGGUUUGGACUCAGCACACCCAACCUGGCACCUGCCAUCGUCGGGCUUGAAAUGUAUCAAUACCAAUAGGUGAUUAGACUACUUGUGUGUUUUGUACAAUCAAAUCUUUGCCUGUCCUGUCUUGAAACAAUUUCAGCUUUGUCAUCCUUAGACUUUUUAAAUUAACCUGUUACAUGUUGCUCAAAAUAUAUAAUAAAUUCAAAACAUUUGCUAAAUAUUUUUAGCAAAUAUUUCCACCAUAAACCAUUGGAGUCCUUUUGUUUAUGACUCCUUUGAUGGAGAAAAGGAACAAUCUCCAUCAUUUGGAAAACAGCUUAUGACCCAAAUCAGUGAAAAUGUCUAAUGCAUACCCCUCACAAAUAAUUUAAAGUCCCAAAUUUGCCAUAAACUCAUCAAUAUGGUUUUUGACGGGUCUGCUCUCAUGAAUUUCUGUUGUAAAUAAAGCAACAGGUACAGGUGCUCACUCACUGAAAACACGGGACAUGUCAUAAGCAGGAACAAAUGUUUGCAGCAGCAGCAGGGCAGGGAAAGGGAGUGAAACUGAGAGAUGGUCAUGUUUUAUUAAGCCUGAUAAUGCAGCCUAAUCUGGGGCUCAGGUUACACAGUGCUUUGUGGGUAAUUAGAGAUCAUGUCGUAUGCCUGGCCUACUGAAAAAUUGCACUCCGCCCUAAUCCCCUCCUAUCCGCCUUUCAACCCCCACCUCCCUUCUUCCCCCUCUUCAAUCUUCCCCUCAGUCCAAAAAAAAAAAAAAAAGAGCUACAUGCCUCCAAAUUCCUGUGAGGGAAAGCACAAGUAAACAAACAUGGCAGCCAUAUUUCAGGUAGCUAGUCAUCAGAAAGUUUCUACCUCGUUGUAAGACACUUGGAAAUGUGCUUAUGUGCUCAGAAUUCAAUAAGAGGAAGUCGACAGUGGAGCACUUUGUGGUUUGCUUUGUGGAACUUGUUAGAUGAAUGACUAAUGCCUUCUGGCAAGUGCCCCAGGUUUACUAUUACCAAAACAAUGGCACUCGAUCCAGAGCACCGCAGCCUUGGUGUUCACACAGACAGAAGCUCAGGCUGCUGUUUCUUUUGAACCCUAAACGCUGACUACCCAUUCAUGCAACAUCCCGCAAACACACAGAUGCACACAAAGGAAGUUCUCAACUGACACGAGGACAUGUCGAACAAGAAAGAAAAGCUGCAUCUUUCAUCACUCAUUGUCCCCGAUUUUUCCAGCCUCAAAAACCAAGAAACAUUUCCAUAUUCUAUGUGUCUAAAUUCACUACAUGUACUCUGUAGUUAUCUUUGCACACACAUAUUUAUAUAAGUGACCUUAGUGGAGUUAAAGGAGACUCUCCUGUAUAUUGUCACCAUUUUAGAUGGAAAAGAACAAUGUAAUCUGUCCUAGUUUAAGAGCAAAAACAACAAAAAAGUCACUUAAAAAAAAAAAAAAAGAUCCUGCAGGUGCAAAAAGCAGAUGUCAACUCCAACACACAGCGCUGUGUGUAGGGUUUCCUCUUCAGUUUUGAUCACGCCUGGUGGUUUAAACAAAAUCCCCUCUUUAUAAAAGAAAGACACAAAAGCAAUAUAGACCAACCAUUUAGACAGUUAUCUGUUCUGUAUCUUAGUGACAACCCAUAAAACCUCAGCCUACAGUACACAAUAUAUGAAUCAUAUAGGAGGACAGUCCAUAAAUGAGCUGUUUUAAAUCUUAUCAUUAUGAGUCCACAUGAUAUCAGUAUUGUCAUAGACACCAACUAUAAAUAAUAAACAACAAAGUGCAGUUUGUAAAGUGCAGUUAUCUAUUCUCACGCUGUGGCAUUGAACCCAUUAACCUCCUCAGACUCUUCACAGACUCCAGAGGAAGUCCUCUGAAUGAUCAUUUAUCCAGACGUAAUGGCACAGGAUUCCACAGAGAUAUCUGUUCACAUCGCUGCAGUACAGGACACAAGCUUUUAAAAGGCUCAUCAAUCAUCACUCAAGAUAUUUGUAUAAAGUGACUCAAAAUGCAAACUAAGCUGUGUUCAAAGUGGUGCUUACUGGCAGGGCUGAAAAAAAAUAUUAUUAUUUUUUUUUUGAAGGGUUGAGGUGCAGACAAACACCAGUGGCUUAUUAUCACAAUCAGCAUGAAGAUCACUUUUGUUCUGCUAAACCAGAUAUGUAAAGGGACAAACAUUAGACUCACAAGGCCAAAGCUUGGCUCGUGUCAGUUUGAGGUCUGGGGAAUUUUGAGAUCUACCGCAUCCACUUCCUGUUUCUGCUGGUUUGAUUGGCUGGGAUGGUUGUCACUUUGUGCUGUGGUAUAACCUUAGUGAGGUACACAACACGCUCAUUCUAAAUAGGAACUGUGUCCUAGAAACUCUGCGGGUACAAGUUAGAAUUACUUUAAUACAGGUUAUACUGUAGGAUGACAGUGUUUCUUUUACAUCAUUUUACACCCCAUGUAUUCAUAGGAUGAUUUUUAUGACCUUCAGACAAAGUGUUGGUUUGUUUAGAUGCUAACUGUUGGAUUUCCAUGCUGUUUUAUCCAAUCCUAAAAACUGUUUAAGUCUCAUAAUACCACCACAAAUCAUUUGUGUAGUUCUGUUAAAUUAUUGAACUUUUUUUUCUGUAUUUUUAGUCUAACCCUUUGCAAAGUUGUAACAACAAAUACAAGGUCCUACUGUUGGGCCAAUGAGAGAGAGCUUUGAUUUGUCAUCCAUUUACAACAGAAAAAGUUUCAACACAAUUUUAAAGACAACUUGCUGGCAAACGCAAACAGGGUCACAAACGCUCACUUUUACACUUCUGAAUUACCUACUACUCAAUCACAACACAAGCACACACACACACACACACACACACACACACACACACACACACACACACACACACACACACACACACACACACACACACUUCCCAUAUAGCUUGAAGGCAUUUCAUUUCCUCUUCCCCUAUGACAACAUCACAAUAUAAUGGGACAUGGUGUCACGUGACAAAGAGCGAGUACAUGGGGUGAUCAAAUCACUCUCUGGGCCUCUCUGUCUCUCUCCCUCUCUCCCUCUCUAGCUUGAAGGGCAGAACGGUCAGUCGUUACAUAAACUAGAGUUGGUUCAAUUACAGAAAAAUGUGCUUUGUGUCCUUGUCAGAAGCAGAGUGAUGAAGCAGAUAAACUAUAAGUUAGUUAUCCCUGUUCCUUCAGGGUUUUGAUUGAAUACCUACCUUUAUGGGCUCAAUAGGUUUAUAUUGGAGUGAUACUUCAUUCAGGUUUGAAUAAAGUAUCACUACAAUGAAAACAUCAUAGUUAAGAGUUUUUCCAUUCUAAAAUCCCUUGUAUUGUCUACUCACAUCACAGUAGGGGGCUGUGAAAUAAAAGAUUAAUCUUGUCCACUUUAAAAUCCUAAAUUUGAAAAUUUGCACAAAAAUGUGCUUACCUGCCUCCAUUUGAAAGAAAGUCGUAAACAAGUGCGCAUAAAAAGAGCUUCUUUUAACAGCUGUUCAGGUAAUGAUGAGGUUAUGUAUUGAUUAAGAGCUACUCAGAAUUAUUCACUGGGAUGUAACUACAACACAUUUUGUAAACUCUGGUUUGUUGCAGUUUCUUAGCUUACAAAAAGGGAUUUAUGUUCAAGUAGCGGCUUUGGAUUUUUUUGGUCUUAAACAAUACUGUUUGCAAAAACAUCUGUCUUUUUGAUAAUCCCGCUCCAGUAUCAGCCACAAGUGCAAAACAUUAUGUAAAAGGAAAUUAUCUAAAAAGGAAAAGUCCUUGCCAGCUUACUUCUCACUGCCAAACUUCAUCAGCAGAGCUCUGAACAAAGCCACCCCGGAGCGAAUAUCAACUCAGUUUAUUCAGUGAAAAUGUGACCUGAUCACAGACAUUCAAAUUCAUUAUUAAGAAAUGACAAAUAAUUAUGUUGAUAAUUUCAUUUCGCUGUAAAGGUCAUGAAGAGGCAUCAGUGUAAGAGCCAGUGGAGAGAGGAAAGAGGGAAAUCCAAACUCUCUCAAACAAAAGAAACAACCCCUCUCUUUGUAGAAAUCUGAACUUGCCAACAUUUGACCUUUAACCUCCCCCAUCCGGUUUGGUAACCUUUGACAGACAACGGCAGUAGUGUAGCACUUACAUUUUGUGCGGUGUCAUUAUUAUUAACGUUUUCUGCAUACAAAAGAGACAUCUCUGUUAUCACAAACACCUCCUCUCAUUGAAAUUGCUCUCGUAUUGUGCUGACCUACUUACUAUCUUUCAGUAAACAGUGCUGCUGUUUCCGGCUAUAAAUACUUAGUCCUUUUAGUUCUGUUUUGACUGACCAUGACUCCAGGUAUUCGCUGUGUGCUUGAGCACAGUGUCAUGGCACAGUUUUUCAGAUGAGCCUGUAAUUAAGUCGUCUUGGAGCCUUGAGCUGGGACCAAUUUGCCACUAAUUGUCCCGAGUUUUAAUUUCUAAUGGAAUAAGGGCCAGAGGGAAUGCUGCCUAAUGAGAUGCAGUAACUGUGUGUUAGUGUGUAGAAGUGUGCGAGUGUGUGUGUGUGGGUGCUAUUUUAUCUGUUUACAGUAACUGGUAUUGCCUCGAUGAAUGAAGAAAGGAGUGAGUAAAGCAAGACGUUCCAUUUUGAUUUGGUUACCUUGUUUCUGUUUAGUCUACAAAGCGCUCAGGAUGUACUCUGUUUUCUCCAAACUUUACAUUUGCAUAUGAUAAAUCUUUAAAUGUAUUUUGAGUCAGUAGCAUAAUUGAUUGAGUGAUGUAAAAAUAAGGCUUUUAGUGAUAUCUUCUCCCUUUUAUACAAACUGAAAAGUGCCCUCUCUUAAUAACUGUGUGACAGCGGAGACCUGUCCGAAAAGUGAGAAGUGCUUUUGCCCUCGGCACUCGAGUUAUUGCUCAGAAAGCAUGGCUGCAGACUGGAACCAGAAAGGUUGUUUACAUAGCCUUGGGAGUGUUUGUGUCAUGAUUUAGAUUCCAGGCAUUUCAACAUCCAAAUAAAUCAGUUUAGACUUCUUAGGACAAGUAAACCUCCAGUAGAUAAACCCAGCCAGCUGUGUUUAAAAUCUGUAAGUUAGCCUUAUCUGUAAAGUUGGAACAAUUUUGUUUUCAGUUAUUACAGGCAAAGAAAGAGGGGGACAAAGUUCACCCUCAUGUGGGUCAGAAUCUUGGCCAUAGAGUAAAAACACUUUUCCUUGUUAGUGUUGGUAACGUUUGUAGUUUUAUUCACAGCACAAGGACACACAAACACAGCAGUCAGCUUGUCUCGUGUGAGUUACAUGGGCAACAACAUGAACAAAAACUAAGGAUAAUAAUAAUUACACAAUCAGCUGAGAAAACAAAUGACUACAUGAAUCUUUAAAGACUUUGGUGACUUCACUGUCAUUUUUCUACCUUAUCUUCUGUGGAGUGGAGUUUGCUUUGCGUCUGACUCAAGGCCCUUCCUCUUAUUGUUUCAAUAUGUCAGAGCAUUGUUUGAAUGAGGUCACCCAUUACCGAUCUGGCCCGAGGCCAGCUUGACUUCAGCUGAUUUAAUUGAAUCUACGACAUGAGUCAAAUUCAAACAAGCAGAGAGUGCUCUGCCAUGACAGCCUCAUUACUCCACAUUAAGAACUCAUUUCACAAUGCAUUGUGACUUUGGGCUUGACAAACGGUGAAAAGGGAUGAAAUCAAAUAAGUGAGUGUAUUUUGGCUGAAGAUACUCCAGUACUGUACAUAUAAACUAGGAGAGCCAAAGAAUCGUCUUUGUGCUUUUUUGUAUAAGUUAAUGUGAAUGCCUCUGGGUCAAAGCGUUCCCAUGUUUGUCGUCUGCAGUAAUGGAAUGACAUUCAAUGCCAUUUUCCUUCUUAAAUGGAAUUUUUGUCAAAGCGUUAUGAAUUUAACCUGCCUUGUCACUCAAGCCAGAGACAGUGCUGAGAGAGGAGAAAAUAUGCGAAUGAAACCUUUCACUGCAGAUUUUUGACUGUUGGCUGUGAGGAGAGCAAAUAAUGAUGCCUUUAUCACAUCUACGGCACAACAAACAAAGAGGGCUUUGUUGUGACAUACCACAAGAUGUGAUAUCAGGCAGUAUAAUGACUUACAUUACAGCGCACACACAAUAUUCACAGCAUUGCAGCAGUACUCACUAGGUUUUAGAAUUUCACCAGCUUCAGCCUCAGCUAAAUUUCUCAAUUAAGCACACAUUCUUGGAGAGCCAUGCAGCUCUAUCCCUGCUCGUGGGGGGAAAAACGUGCCAGGGCCUCCCUCCACAAUAGGGAAGGAAAUGUUGCGACUGCAAGGUUCUGUGGAGUGGAGAUAUGGCACUGUUUGCUUAGGGCUAGGUAUCGGGCACAAAAACAAACAUGGCCGCCCUUAAUGAGCCUGUUUGCCUGCCAAAGGUAAAGACAGCUGUUGUCUCUCGCCACAAUGGAGCAGGCCUCAGUGCGGCGGUGCACAGUGGAGCACUCUGUGUCCCCAUAGUAACGCUCACCUUGUGUGUACUCAAGAGGGAACUUAUUAAGUCGCCUUUACGAUAAAUAGUGAGUAAAAUGUAAAUUGUGAGGCCAUGCAGUACUUUCAUGAGGUCUGACUGUGAAAUGAAAAGGUUUAUUAAAUCUUGUCUUUAGAGCAGUAAAAGUGAAAAGACUUGUGGGAGUAAAAAACGGCUGUGCAGUGAGGACACAUUUCUGACUUACUCAUAACAUCAGUGAGUGAGAGUUGAGAAACUGGCUCUUCUCAGUUUGAUGAAUCAGAACAUGUAAAAGGAGUAUAAGAGAGGUCACACUCUCUGCAUCUGUCUUUUUCAGACCAACAAAUAUCUCUGUAAAAGUCUGUUCGGUGAAAAAGAAGUUGCUGCUCAAAGGGACACAAGCAGGGAGGCAAAGUCAGGAGCACUGAAACCUAGAAAAGCACUUUUCUGCUUGUGUUCAUAAAAUUAAUACAUUGGAGCUGUACCUUUCUGACUGAAUCAGCACUGACAGUCUGCUACACUGCAUGGCUAAUUUUAGAGUUAAGAAUAUGAGGGAGAUGACAACACGGCGUUUUGUCGAGGACGGAGCAGCCAGUGUGAAAGUGUGAAUAUUAGAGGUCCAACCGUCACUCGCAAGAGGGUGGCUUCUGUUAAAAUAAGCAAACCCCCCCUCAGACCCCCACACUUUCCUGGCAUUGUUUACAGAACAUUUUCAUUGGAUGACAUUUUUUUUCCAUUGUUGAACUUGUGUCUGACAAAGGACUGACAAUGUCACUGACAAAUAUAGGGGUUUUAUAAUAACUCUGCAGAGAGGGCUUUGUAACAAUUUCUUUGCCCUCUAGUUGACUUUAGUUCAAAUUUUCCAGAAUAGACGUUAACCGAGAAAUGUCUGACAUCAAUAAAGAAGGAAAGUUAGUGAAGAAAACUAUUUACUUUUAUAAUUAAGAGACUUCUUUGGAGUGUCUGUUUAAUAGAAGUUUAAAGAAAGUUUGAUACUAAAACAGUCAAACGAUUACUGUGACUGUAUUUCAAUGGAUUUGGAUUAGGUUUUUUAAAGUUUGCUUCUCCAGCUAAAAUGAGCUGACAUUAAAAACACAAAGACAUUUUGUUUUUAAAUCAGGUGUGUAACAUUAAAAAAUAAAUGCAAGAGUACCAUUAUGUUUGAAUCAAAAUGAAAGGUUCUCAUUGAUAGUCGAAAUGAAAAUAAUGAUGAAUACAGCAUAUUUGUGAGAAACAAGUAACACCAGAAACUGAGGUUAAAGCUCAAAGUUAAUAUUUGCCACAAACAUUUUUCAGAAGUGUUGUAACUGGGUUGAAAACAUCCCGUGACCACAAGUUUGCCACCACAGGUCCUGCAUGGUGACUACUGAUGUGACUUGUUGGCAUUUUGUUGUCCUACAUCUUUGCAUGAAUACCACACGCUUUAUCUGAAUGCUUCAUUUUGCAAAUGCUGUUUUUGAAGCGAUCAGGACUACUUUCUUCAGGAUAUAACAAAUGUUUUUUAUUUUUUAUUUUCUAUAAGCUUUAAGCUUAAAACAUGACCUUUAAAAAUCUAAGUUUGAUUUUUUUAAGUAAAGUUUACACUUCUUUGUUGUAUCAUUUUGAAAGUUACACUCAGUGACUUUAAUGCUUAAUGAUCUAGUCAAUGAAAAUAAAACUAAUACCUGCAUUCAUGUCUUUUGCAGCUUUGAUAUUAUGAUCACCUGAUUCAACCUCUUAUUAAGGAUUGUAGAGAUAAUGUAUUUCUUUUGCUGUCACUGUGCAGCUCUGUUCAUGGUCCAUGUCUUUUAUCUUAAAUCAUAAUACCUCUUGGUCUGUGACUUUUGAUGUGCUGCAAAUCUCUCCCCUUAGCGCUCCAGCUUCCAUGUUUGUUUGCUGCAGAGUCUUUCAAUUAAAGAGCAUGGCCAGAUUUCGUUUUCGAGUGACUCCCCAGAGAGGCAGCAGAGGAAAUGGCUGAGCACAUCAGACACAUUUGUCUUCUCUGCUUAGUUACCUUGCAGGGGGAAGAUGGUGAUACCCAUUUCCUCCAUCUAAUGUGUUUGCUUUACGCCCGAUGCCAAGUGUCAACAUGCAGCUUCUUGACAGUCAUUUUUCAUUUGGAGCAAGCAGCUUGGUUUAAAAAGCCAAUGCAUUGUUCUGUUUUUGCAUUUCCCCCCUUCUUUCAUCAUGUGGUUGUUGUUUUAAAGGUGGCCAACUUGUAACAUUUUUAAGGUGAAAAGUGCAAUAGUCAGGGAUUAUUACUUAAUAGCCUUGGCUGGCUGUUGAUUGAGAAUAAAAAGCCAAUUAGCAUAAUAGGAUAUGGGACAUAAUGACAGAAUUAAAUGAGUGUGACAGACACACAAUAGGGCCGCUCUGUCAUCGCAUAAGCCCAGCUCGCUUAUUAGAAUUAAUCUGGCCUGAUUAAAAAUGCAAAUGGCUCAAAGUCAUUGACGGAGUUUACAUGUUUUUAUAACAUUUAACUGAUUUAAUUACAUGGAAAAUGAAAUGGUGGGAUGUGCGAUUGAAUUUUUUUUCCCUCUGUCACCCUCGUGCCACAGAGAGAUGAAUAUUCUCUCAUGCCAGGAAGAGAAGGUAAUGAGAUUAGUGCUCUCCCUCUCUCUUUCUCUGUUCCUCUCUCUCUCUCCAUCUCUGCCUUUCAGAAGCUGAUGGUUUGGUUCAUCGAAGCAAGAAGAGCUGUUUUAUUGUUAUCAGUGAAAACAUUUUAUCUUGGUCUCAGAAGCACCUACUGUAUUGUGUGGGCUGAGGAGCUUCACAAAAUUUAAAGAGUUUCCUCCCACAAUGUAUCAGUUUAUGAGGCCGCGAUAGCUGGGGGAAAAACCUACUCUAAUUCUUCCUGGUGUUGUCUUUGUGUUCUUAAACAGUCUUGAACAGGAAGGAUCAGAGGUUUCAACAGACAAUUUUAAUUGUCUGAGGUUUAAUGACAUGUUGUAUUGCCUGCAGCAGGCUGUGAACGCACAAGACAUAUUUUGACAUUUUACAGGUGAACUCCAGGAAGGUGUUUUGCUCUGACAGAAUUCUGUCACAAUGCAUGAAAAUAAAAUCAAACACUUGUCCUUGAUUUCCUGCAAAAUGUAAGUGUUUGCAAACACAAAUACCUGUGCGAGAUUGUUGCACAUUUAGCUGUAAACUCAAGAUGAAACAAAAAAGUCUCUUCAUGAAGACUUUGACCUGUUUGAGUGACACCAGUCAGUUUCAAUUUCAGGUCUUCAUCUAAGUAAAGAUCUCAGACUGUAGUCAGGCUGUGUGCUUCUCAGAGCUUGUUAAAAGUGCAGAUUGAUAGAUCUGCUCACUCGAAACAUGCAUGAUCUCUUUGCACCUUUCUGCUAUGGUUGUAAAACCUGCUAGCAUGUGGUGGACAUCCUGUGGGGGAGGAAAUCAGCUAUGCUGGUUUGUUUGUUCUAGACUGACAGGCGACAUGCAUUGUGUGUUUUUUUUCUUCCAGACUGGUCAUUUUAUGGGUAUAUUAACAUUUUUACGGCUGCUAUGACUUAACAGCUUGUCCAGAAUUUGUCUCUUUGAUUCAAGCUGGUGCGCUUUUUUCCCCCUGAUCAUAAAUGUCUAAAAUGUGUGAAAGAAGGCGUUUGGAAGUGACCGAGCGAUUUUGAAAUUGGCCAGAUGCUCUGUUUUGAUCUUGUUUCUCCUCCACCCACCUUGCCUUACAUCAUCAUCAGCAACGCUGUUUUACAAUGUCUGAUACACAGAUGUCAAGCUGGAAAGAGGUUUGAGAUUGUGAACAUGCUGUGGGAAAAAAAAAAGCUUUUUAUUCAAAGACCAUUUAUUUUGCAGCAGGAAAAAGACAUACAGACCUGAAAGUCUGUGUUGACAGCACAGGAUCAAUUCCAACUGCGUGUCCGUACAUCAGUCCAACGUGUUGAAAUGGAAAGUAUGCUAUCGAUCUGUGUGCAUUAGUGCUCUACAGUAACAUAAGCAAUGAGUGGCAGAACAAAAGAGGCACUGUGUGUCAUGCUAGAGGGAGAGGUACUGCACAAAGAGGACCGUUAACUUCAUGCAGUCUAUUGGCAUUUCAUUGUUUAUCGUUUUAAGUCCCAACGUAUAUUUGUCUUUCAUAAAGAAUUUUACCCACACAUAUACAUCUGGAACUGAUUUUGCAGAGUUUGAAACCUAAAGGCUUUAUGUAUGCCUUGCAGACAGAGGGGUUAUUAAAGUUUAUUGUAGUAAAGUGCUGCAAAAAUGUGAUACGGCUUGACAUUAAAAAGCUAAGAAAGCCACAAAAGCCCGCUGUAAUAGAGGUCAGGAAACACAGCUACAUCAAGUUGCUCAUUUAUAUCUCCUCAAGCUGCCCUCACUCAAAACUGGACUGUCUUACAAGGCUGAAAAACACACAUCCUGCGUUGAUAUUUCCCCUCUUUUGGCUCAUACUUUUCUCCUCGAGGGACAAAACACAAUUACUCCAUUGUGUCACACAGUACAGUAUAUCACAUUCUGCACAUUUCAGCCAGAGAAAAGACGCAGUGUUGUGUUGGGGCAUAUGGCAUCACGAUAAAUAUGCUUUAGAGGAGGAGGUGAAGGGUAAGGGUGGGGGAAGGGGGUCACUGUCAGGGCAUGAAUUGAAUGAACUUUAGCGUGGUGAUUGGAUUAGUGAAUUGUAAACAAAGGGUUAUUUCUGUAAUCCUACAGGCGUCAGAGUAAAGACAAACAGAGACCACAAAAAUGAAAUGAAAAAUGCCUCCAAUAUUUCCCCUUCAGCAUGUCAAUUUAUUAAUAAUCUAAUGAGAGAAAUUGUUUAUUUUUAUUUUUCGUUAACAAAAUGUAUGGUGUCAAGUCCUUCACGGCCUUGAAUAUGAAGACAAAGAUCUGUGACCACUUCUAAGAGAGAGAGACAGUUAGACACACAUGCUAGGUUCUUUUCAGUAACUGUAGCGGUUCAGCUGUACCUGCAGUGAUGACAGCAAGCACCGCAGUGACAAGGAAAACCCAGAGAUGCCACAUAGAGCGGUAAAAAUAGGCUGCUUUGCACGAGAGUGAGAGGAGAAUGAAAAGAGGGGAAAUUUUGGUGCACAAUGUCUUAUUGUUGGGACUUUUUUCUGCAGGUCUGAGAUAAGAAACUCCACUUAAGUCAACAUCUCAUAAGAUCAGUCUUAUUUCAGCUUGUUGGUUUACUGAGAAAGGAAAAGACACAAGAAAAUCAACCUCUGCGUUUACAGCCUGCACCUCCUACACCUUCACAGUAAGAGAGGCUGCCUACUUUAACCCAUUACCACCUUAAAUGUGUUACAAAUCUCACUUCUUGACAGAGGCAGUAAUAUUCCCUCUGAAUGUUGACCCUGGAAGAACCUACAUUUGUGGGUGUCAAGAGUCAUCACAGCUGUACUGACCCUGGUCUGCUAUAGGUAAUUAAAUGCAAGUUAAGACUAUGAUACUCUUGGUGUGAAGCUUAAGGAAGGCAACAGGACUAGAAGACUGGAUGCUGAAUGGAACCUGUAUUGCUGCUUAAUAAACAGCAUUUAUACCGUCAUACAAAUCAGAGCAGGGAUAAUACCCAUUGAUAAUCUGAGAUACAAUAAUAAGAAAAUUAAUAACUUGGUGGUGACUGCACACACUGUGACUGGGAAAGGAUAAACAUGUGGUAACCUUUAGGUGUGAACGUAUCAGUGAAGGGUGCACUCGCAUACUGCCAUUUACAUGGGAUAUAUGCCGCUGUUAUGCUUCAAUUGCAAUGUGUAACACAUGGAGGCUUAGUAGUGGGGUGUGAACAAGCCAUGUGUGCACACGCCAUCCUCUUGUGCUAAUACAACAUUGUUUUUAUGUGCAGAGUGUAAGUACAAAGGCGUAGUGAUGGCAGGGCUAUAUUCAGGUGCUGUUGUGGAAUUGCAGUGCAAAUUGCUGGGAAAUAUUCAUGUGAUUGUCAAGUUAGUGGUGGGCGAUAUAGCUUCAAAAGGAUAUCACGAUAUUUCAAGGCAAUUUGCGAUAACUAUAUUUAUGACCAUAUGGAAAAAAAUUACAGAACAUAUUAUUAGUGAAUGCUGCUUCUAAACACCAGCAUUUUUAUUAUUGGUGUUUUUUUUUUGCUGCUGUGCUGCUCUCGUUCUCCGACGUUGUUUUGUAUGCAGUAGGGAACGUCAUCGUGUCCCUACAGUGUAAAUACCGUGAUAUGACAAAUUUAUAUCACCAAAAAAUAUACACCGGUAUUACCAUUCACAGUUUGAUAUGGCACACCCCUAAUGUCAAUGUCAUUGAGUCACCAUCCUGGAGUCUGUGUCUUCAGGCCAAGUCUCGAGUCAAGCCCUAGUGGAGUCUUCUUUAUCGGAGUCCAAGUCCAGAUUAGUUCCCAUUGCCUUAGGAUUUAAAGGAGACUGCGGUUUGAGGUUUAGACAUUUUAAGGGUUAACAGAACUAUGAGCUUGCUUACAGUAAUGUAAUCAAUAGUCCAAGUAGGCUGACUAUAGUGGCUCAUUUACUUCUCUGGGUGCAACCAGGAUAGAUAUAAAUUAUUAAAGCAUUUUAAGACACCAGAGUCAGACUCAAGUUUAGAAAUAAGCACUAUAACACUAAAGCUACACACUUUUAUUCCACCAUUUAACACUUCGCAGAUUUUCUUACUUGUCAAAUGGGCCUUUUCUUGAAUCCAGAAGAUGAAAAUUCAAAGUGACUGUAUAAAUUAUCAGAUUAAAUCACAUCAGGUAAAGAAAUUCAGAUAUUUGUUCACUUGAUAUUAAACAGUGGGUCCUCAACUAUAGAUCAAAACUGGUAUGCCAGGACUUUCAAUGCAGUUUAUGGGUUAAAAAUGAUCCAAAUCAUAGGAUGGAAAAAGAUAACUGGUCUUUCAAAAUAGUUUGACAAAACUGGUUUGUUUUAGUCCAUGAGUUAGUGAUCCUAGUUGUCUGAGAAAGGAGACAUCCCAGCUUGAGUCAUUCUGGCUCAAAUGGAAUAUUCACUGUCCUGUUUCGACCACAUGGUUCAGGUCUACAGCCUUGUCAUCACGAUAGGGUAACAGUGAAUCUGUAACAUCCAGUCUGAGUCCUCUCGGCCUGUGAGGGAUGAAUAACGACAUGUCCUCAGGCCUGCCCCUGCUCUGCAUAUCUGCUCAUUCAUCUGAACCGUUCAUUAAAGGGUAAUUACCUGUAAUUAGUGAGUCAUGUCGCUUUAAUGAAGAUGUUGAAAGCUGUUUGAGCCAGACGGGCUGGCCUUAAUUCUGAGUGAUGUUCAAGAUUAGCUGCAGACAGGAAUUCAAUAAAGGCAGACAUAUUAAUGAAUUAUUAGCUUCAUUUUUUUGGCGGUGCAUAGCUUGCUCGGUUAUGUUUUUGUUUCACGUUCAUUUUCAAUUCCAGCAGCAUCAACACCUGGCCCUGGAGGGCAAGUACGUGUUGCUGUAUCAGAGGAGGCUAAUAGGCACAAUGAUGAUGAAGCUGUGUGUGUCUAAAUGCUUCUAUGUGUGAGUGUGAUGCUUGCUCUAAUGUAUGCUGUGAGAGUGUGUGUGUGUGUGUGUUCCCUGGCGGCGUGGUGAGUGUUUAAUCUGGCCCGGUGGCGUGCCGUUGGCCCAGCUAAUCACAGUGUGUCUGUAGGAGUGCGCUGAGCCAGGGGAGCACGCUGUCGCUAACAGCGCCUGACAGACUCAUUAGAGAGACCUGGCACUGAGCUAGCAAGGCGCGCGCGCACACACACGCAGACAAAGCCACACUCUCAAACACAUUGAAACACAUGCAGUGGGAAGAGCACUCAGGCUCAACUGCACACACAUUUGGAAAAAUUCACACGCUUAAAACACCUCUUUUUUGACAGAUCUACACACACUCAUUCAUAUAAUCAUUAGCAGUCAAGAUUGUUCGCUCCUUCUCACUGUCUCUUACUCUCUCUUUCACACACACACACACACACACAUACAAACACACGCAGGCUCAGUGCUCCACGUGUGAGAACAAGGCAGGCAGUGACCCCUCGCAGUUGCAGCCCAAACACAGACAGGAGCCAAGAGAGCAUUCACGAAAAAGAGGAGGAGGAGGAGGGGGAAUGGAGGGUGGGAAAAAUCGAGAGGAGGCAAAGAGGAGGAUUGGAGAGAGGAGAUGCAGCAAUGCUUUCCCCUAUUCAAAUGUGUGUUUAUACAGGCAAAUGGCAUUUUCAAAGUUAAUUACCUGCAGUCAGGAGAUCACCUGCACCCUGUUGAAAACUUUUGCAGGGUAUAAAAAGUUUUUUGUAUGUUUUUAAUAUUCGCAGAAGCUGUGUGUGUGUGAGAUACGUGAAUGUGAGGGUUUGAUAUCCUUCUGGAGGCCAAACUUUCUUCUUCAUUUCAAAGUAGAAAACUGAAGUAGAAAACUAUUAAUUUCACAGGAUUAUGUAGAAUGACAUUUAGCAAAGUUGGACAAAGUACUUUGACAAAUUACUUAAGACUUGCCUGCCUUGCUCUCACAGCGAGGUUAAUUGCGGCUCAGCUGCAGCAGAGCCAAGUGGAAACAUUAGGUUCGGCUGAAAAACAGGUGAAUGCAAAGCAGGUCAAUAUGUAGUCAAGUGUGGGCCUGCCAGCUGUUCACUCCCUCUGCUCUGCCACCACUACACAAAAGUGACAUACACACACACACACACACACGCUCAAGCUUUACACACUAGGAAUAACAGGGGCAGAGUGAGACACAUAAACAAAGAGAGCAGAAAUCUGUUCUUGUUUUUAUGUUCUAUCGUUUAUACAGCAGCAGAGUAAAUCAUUCAUAAAACCAUGAAACGUGUUUUAUUAUGAGAAACUACAAUUCUGUGGAAGAGAAAACUGACAGGACCUCGACUUGUCCUUCUAUAUCAAACUACUUCCAUGAAAUAGUAUUCAUCAGAGUUUUGACCUUAUGUAUGUUAAAGCCUAGUUUACGGCUCAAUGCCAUAUCCCAAUCUAUGCAUUCAAACUAAUAAAAUCACAUUGAUAAGAUACUGCCUCGCCUGAUACUGUUGCUCAUCAAAGCAGCAAAAGGGUCAAAUCUACAUUGAGAAACAGACCGCUUUACUCUGGUUUCAAAUGUUUGGCCUUGUGAUGUUCAAGUUGUAAUCUAAGCAUUAAAGUUUACCAGAAACAGUUGCCUAAUAACAUGUCUAGUAAAUGUGGAGGAAUUACCAACUUACAGUUAAAGAUAUGAUAAUGAAUUCAAAAGCAACUCCAUUUUUUUAUUUUUAUUUCUGUCCGAUCGAAGGAAAACAUCACCUCAGGAUAGUUGUCUGGCUGUUAGUUCGCAGCCGUAAAAAACUCAAGGCAAGUUAUGUGUAAAACAAUAAAUCUAAAAAAUCUGUCGGUUUGUCUGAUAGAAAAGCUUCUUUUGUUUUGGGGAGAGAGUACAGACCUAACAAGCCCUCUCUUUUAAAGAUUGCAGUUUUCAAUAAAUGGUGUGCUUGAAUGCAUUUAACAGGUUUGGGAAGUCGGAAAAUGUUGAGAAAAAGCGCUCACACAUUGUUGGUUUUGGUCUUUCCCUUAAGUUAUUGACCCCUAAAAAAUAUCAAAUAACACUUGUCUUAUGCUUAACACUUGAAAAACACGGCAAACACCUACAGAUAUACCCGAGGAAAGAUCCUACACUAAAGUAUGCCUAAAUGACAAGAAGUUUUACUGUAUAUUCUGCUGCCAAUUCUGCCAGGUGUCUCUUUCCUUGGCUACACUUAUCUCUCCUCUUCACACACUAAAUUCCUUGUCAGGAUUUUUAAUCUAGCGUGGUAGCUGUAACUGGAACAAGUUUUGCUGACGACCUUUUUUCACCUAAAAACCAAAUCAAACUAUCUUGAAUUUCUCAACGUUAUACCAUGUUCCAGGCCAAAUCUUCAUCGUCUCUCUCUCUCUUUCCCUCUGUGUUUCUCUCUCUCUGUUCAGAGUACAAUAGAUGUUUUGCUCUCUGCUCUCCUCCAUUCUCUCUCUCUCACUCUUCUCCAGCACAAGGCUAUGACAUUGAGGGAAUGUGAUGUGAUGUAUUGUAGUGAAUAAUGUAUUCUGCAAGGAUUGUACAGAGCGCGUAGAGCAGAUGGCAGCAGGUUGAUGUCAAUGUGUGUGCGUGUGUGCGUGCAUGUGUGUGUGUUUAAUGAUGACAGUGUGUAUAAGUGUGAAGUGUGUGUCUGUGUGUGUGUGUGUCUGUGUGCAUUCACCCAGAAUGGGGGAGGGGACAGAGUUGAAGAAGGGAGGGAGGGAGGGAGGUAGAGUGGGGGUUGGUGUGUGUGUCUAUGUGAGCCUCCUUUGUGAGAUAAAACAUGCAAAUGGUGGAUUAUUUUAAUGCAUUUUUUUCUAGGGCCCUGAGCCUUAAUCCCUAAAGCAGUUGAAAUGAAAAUAGUAUAUGUUUUCUUUCAAACUCGCUCCCUCCCUUAGAGGAAUUUACCACUACCAGCUGUCUAGGAACAGGAUCCUUUGCACUUAAAAUUCUCUCUGGUGUAGUUACAGCCAAAGACUGAUGAUUACAUCCGGAUAGCAUGGAAUAGACUAAAGCUUGUCUGUUAUGAAGAGGCAGGAUGAGAGUAGUGAAAUUUUUGAGACUGAAUCCUGAUAACAAUGUGGAGUUAAAAAAUAGAGCUGAAUGUGUGCAUGUAUGAACGCUUGCUCAUGCACUCCAACACACUGCAAGUGAAAAUGAGGCAUCUAUUAGUGUGCGGCACAUACUACAGUAAUAAACUGUACAAAUAUAAUGGUUUUGCUAUUCACAUUUAAUACAUGGUAUGCAAUGUGUCCAAACCAUACACGAAUGUAGAAACACUCAUCUCUACAAUAAGAUUAUUUCUCACAGAAAAUUAUGAAGAACAAUGUCUUGUUUUCUUGGUAAAUAAUGAAGUCAAAUGUAUUCUAUGGCAUGUGUUUUCACUUUUGGAUGGAGAUAAAUAGAGGCAUAAUGAGCAGUGGCUAAAGCAUUUAAGCACACACACUUUUUUUUUUCCACAGUGUGAAGUUGCCCCCUAUAGCUGAAGCUAACAGAUGGCAGAAUCUAUUUACAUCCACUUAGGUGAUGAGUUUACUUAUACUGUAGGUUAUUCCACACUUUUCUGCACUUUUGAAGACUUUAGUUAAAAUAUACAGGCAGCCCAGGGGUUGCACUCACACUGUUUAUAUUUAAGGACUUCAUCAUUUGCACAAUUUGUUACUUUUUCUGUCUUUUGUUCUGCACUUUGCUCUACUUUGCUCACUUUCAUUACUUUCCUACCUGUCGGGGUGUUGUGGUACCUCAGACUCUGCUCUCAAGCUGCCCUAUACCCAUAAAGUCUUAUAGACCAUGUGGCAACAACAUGGUAUUCUAAGUGGCAUGUAGAUCUGUAAAGUGUGAAACCUGGUGGAUGCCUAGCAACUGGCCUGCAGUACUGUUAGAGAGGCCAAACACCAUAACCAUGAAACCAGGUUCUGGUGUCCUCCUACACCACAGGUGCAAAAACAGAGGAAGAGUGAAAACCUUGUUGUCACUCCUCUGAGUUUUUUUUUUAAAUGUUACGAAGGACUGUAGUUCUUGUGCAUGUAUUUAGGCCUAACCUGAGCUGAUGGAACAGCAGAGAAAAGAAAGCUUGUACACUCUUGUCUCUUUCAUAUCAGGGACAGUAAGCAUAAUUGAGUAAAUGUAUUUAAGUAUUGGAGCGAGCUGUUUCAGCCUCGCUGGAAUGGUUGAUAUUGUACUUAGGAAGAAUAUUGCCCAGGGCAAUUCAUUAGGAGUAAAUAAUUGAGAGGCUCAGAUAGUGCUAAGGUGAAAUGUGUGUUAUUAUUUUAUGUAGUUUGUGUUCCUAGGGCUCUUCAGUUUAAGAAUAUUAAAAAUGCACAAGCCUUUCCACAAAUUACUCACUGGAAAGAUUCACAAUGGGCGCUAAUGAUUAACCAUCCAUCUCCUAUUGUUUUCUAGUUCUGUAAAAGUGUUUCACCACACCAUUAUCAAUUCUGCUACUGCUUUUGGUGAUCUUCUUUUAUUUCACCGAUAUUGUGUUUAUAACCUUAUGCCUUUCAUCAUUUUUUACCCAUUUUAUCCAAGGUAAUUAAGGCACAUCAGCUAUUUUAAAAAAGUUACAUUCAACUUAUGAAAAAGAUACAGAAAGAAAUGACUCUUUAUUGAAUUUUAAGGGGUUGAAGUUUAGUUUGUAGCUGUAUAUCUCUCAUAAAGAGAUGUGGAGGAUGUAAUAAAGCUUUCAGCCAGGCAUGCAGCCUUUAGCUAAAUAGCAAGAGCAUAUGUUAUAAUAAGGUGGUUGCACACCAGCAGUCUCUGGAUGUCUCAGUAGCAAACCGAUAAAUCUUCGUCACGUCAGUGUUGAGUGCACCUGCAACUGUUUAUUCAACCUCAGAUGGACUCAUGCAAAUGCCAUUUGUUUGCAAUAAUUUGCAUACAACUAAGCUUUUUAUCUGUAGAAACCUUCCCUUUCGAACGAACUCUUUCUCUGUAUUAUAUCUGUGCACAUGCUUUAACUCUUAUCUGUUUAAAAUUCUCACUUUUGUGUGUUGGUUUUCCGGUGAUGCAACUUAAAGGCCACUGAGGUUUUAUUUAACAUCUUGCACACCCACACAUCACCACGUGACAACCAAGAAAUGGGGGAGCAUCUGAAAGCUUGGUUCACAGGACUAGAUAUACCAUAAUAGCAAAAUGUGUUGAGCCCGUGGUUUGUGGUCUGGGUACAAGAAGGUUUUGUCCUUAACUAGCUGACGGUUGUGCAUCAUUGUUCAUUGUUCAGUAAGAUGCUCACUCUUGUGGUUGGAGAGUUUUUUUUCCCAGCACUGUGACUGUCAUGGUGAAACGGUUAGCAUUUCCAUCCAUCAAACGUCAUUUAGCUGACUUGCGCCUGGGUCAGGGUGAAAUUUUCAAUAUGAAUCAUUACUGAAUGUGGAUGUGAAUCAGCAUCCUCAGAGGAUGAACCAUGCAGAUCAAACUUAUCCCCUAUCCUUCCAUUAAUUCUUCCUGUUAGUAAAAUAAACAUCCUUUCUCAUGUAUCUGAUGACCAGAUAAAUUUAAAUUUCCUGUUAAAAAAAAAGCCUUUAUUCGAAUAUUUUAGAUAUCUAAACUUCUGCAGAGAACAAACACUUUAUUUGUUAACUAAACAAAAAUGUUGCCACUCUAAAGCCAAACUGCACUCUAUGUCUACCUUUUUUUAAAUUUAUUUUAACUUUUGCGUCUAACAAAGCCAAAAGUUAUAAAAUGUAUGCUUUGACAAAUAGGUGCUCCGUAGGUCAUAUGUAUACCAUACAUUGUGUUAAAGGAUGAGUUGUUCUUAUACCAACAAUAUGUGUAAGCUCAAGUUAAUGUACAUACAAACAGACAGAGUAAAUCCACUUGUUACUCUAUGAUGCUCAUUUGGGCUCCAGGUUCUUGGCUCAGUGCCAGUGUUCAGCCCCACUGUCUCAUAGGGGGUUUGUGUAUGUUGCUUGUCAGCUUGUUUAAGAGAGUUUGGAGGUGGAUAUGGGAAGGAGGCGUGUUCAGGGUGGAGGGGAUGUCAGCUCAUUAACCUCCAUUCUUCCUCUGGCAUGGCGCUGUGUGGAGUUACUGUGUAAGUCUCAUGUCAUUACUCCUCCCCCUGCAUGUGUGUGCUGGGCAUAAAGGGAAGAGCUGGGCAACUGUGGAAAAGGAGAAGAGGAAAAGGUUCACUGGGGAGGGGGGCCACUUGACAUGUUCCUUUAAUGCCCUGCUUGUAUCUCACAAACUAAAGCCCCGCCGUCUCGUUUCCUUCCCCACUUUUGUCUUCUCUGUCUCUUCUCUUUCUCUCCCUGCUGUCUCUCUCUAAACACAGGCCCGGUACACUGUGGCUGAGCGAGGGGUUAGGCUUCACACUGCUGCCCCCCCAGGCAUCAAUCCAGCUAGGAAAAGACUGCCCACUGCUGUGGUGAGAUACAGUAGCCAAGCCUCCUAUACCCGAAACUUGUUCUCUGUCCUUUCCAAUUGAUUCAGGAAGGUGUACCUCAGGGUCCCACCUUGAGCCCAGUGGCAUUUUGGAGGCUUCAUUCUGAGGAUACAGUUUUGAAGGAAUCACUGACUCUUUGGUGUCCCUUCAAAUAAACAUGUAUGCGUGGAUUGUCCAUGCUCUAUAAAUGCACGUUUGAACACACUGAUAAGACCUUAUUUGUUAGUUAGGCCAUUUUUUGUAUGAAGAAUAAAUAAUGGUAACAUGGAUUUCAUUACCGAGGAAAACAUAAAAUACCAAGAAUAUGGCACAUACAUCUACGACAAUACAACCUGCUAGCAGAGUACAAUUUUGUAUUGUGACUUAAGUUAAAUUUAAUAUUUGCCUAAGUUUAACCAAUACUUGUAUUCCAAUGUAAAAUAAGUGGCUAAUGUUGCUGAUUAUAAUCUGGCAUGCAAACAGUGUACUGAAAUUUGUUUCAUCAUCUUUUUCUUGUAUUACUGCUGUGUUAUGAUUUGCUGUCUAAAAGUCAACAAAUAGAAACAUCUUAAUAAUUAGCACUAUUUAAAAAUUCAAACACUCCACCCACACACACACACACACACACACACACCUUUUAUCAGUAGUACAAUAAUGCUUGUCAAAGUUUAUGCUAUGUUUAAAAGAAUACUGCGUUCAAAAUAGAGUGAUGGCUCCCCCAUGCUUGUAACUAUUUAUUUUAGUCACUGCCAAAACUGUCAGCUUUUUUUUCUUCCUCUCCCUUUGCUCUUUCAUACUCUACUCUGUGCGAAGGCAAGAGAGAGCAGUAGAUUGCAAUAAGAUAACCAAUUAUAUGCUAGAGGAAACCUGACUUUUUUUUCCAACUGCAGUUAUCUGAUGCUGCGGUGAGCAGAGGCAAAGGGCUGGGGUAAUGUGACAUUCACUCUGCCCUUUAUCGUCUCUCAUCACUGUUUACUCCAGUCAGUUAAAAGUGGCUUGUGCUCUGCAUCCUUUCCUGCUGCCAGAGAAACCUCAGCAACACGUGCUCACGCAGAAACACUUUGUCUCCUGCUGUAUACACAUUAACACAAAAACCAUCACUUACACACACUCUCACACUUAUACACUAAGCCGCAGAGCGUGAGUGUCAGGUAGACUGGUGGGACAACUUCUCUCUUAGUAGCGCCUGGGAUGUUAAGAAUAGCACUACUGUUCCUCUAAUGGCUAGAUGCUAAUUGCCUGUGAUGCUACUGGGCUUUGUGCUCAGAAAGUGUUUCCCAACACUGGUUAGCUGGCAGUACGUUGAAGGCCACCGCGGCAGGAUGAGGGAGGCUGUGUGGCUGGCACUUUGGUCUGACAUAUUUUUUUCUGUUACACCCAUGCACAUGCACUCACACUUGGCGCACGUACUCAAUGCUUUUGACCUCUUUUGCAUACUGCUCUAGUUACUGCACAUACAGACUGAUAACGCUGGUGUAAACUAUAUGUCUUGGUUCAUCGAACAAUUCAUAUAGACUGAGAAGUUGUGAUCAAACUCCCCAACUGAAUAUAUUUUACACAAACAUAAAACAACAGGGAUGCAGUCAAACCUGUUACAGAUUAUUAUUUUUCAAUGUUAAGGGCUGGAGAAAGAGGUUAAAGUACUUCAUUGGCUCACCUUUGAUGUUAAUUAGAUAAAACUGGUAGCAGAGAGUUGCUCACGAAUUACCAAGAUUGAUGAUUAUGUUAUCGUUAGCAAGUUAACAGGAGCAUUCAUCUCUAUUGAGAGGUCUGGUUUGUUGAAAUUCUGGUUAAUUCAAAGUAAAAAAAAAUAAAAUAAAUCAUCUUCUUUCUGUUUGCAGGUAUAAAAAAAAUGAUAUGCACCUACUACACAUCAGUGCAUAAGAAAGACAGAAAAUAUAUAAUUAUCCAGGACAACCUACUUUGAAGACAUAUACACAACGUGGUUUUGUCACAAUCAGUCCAGGUUCACAGUUCAGAGUUUCCUUCAAGGACUUGAUUUAGACUCAAAAACAAGUGCUGGGUACUCAACUUGGACUCGACGUAGACUUGAACAUACAUGGCUCAAGACUGGACUCAAACUUUAGGUUUAGUGAUUCAGCUACAACACUGUUUCCCACUAGUAGUCUACUAAAUGCAUUUAAAAAACAACAACCAGGAAAAUUAUGUUUUAAUAUUCUUUCUUUUUGCUUUGAGACUCUUAUUUAUGUAACCUGCCUUUUGGCUCACAGGUUUUAUAUAUAUAUAUAUGAAUGUGUUCUGGGUAGUAGCAUGUUGCCUGGUUAGUUGCUUCAUGAGAUUAGACUUAUUAGUCUUGGCAGUGAGCUUUUUUUUUUUCAACUGCAUUACUAGGAUGCUAAAGACCACCUUAUUCUUGCCCAUUUCCUCUCGGUGAUUAAAAAUAAUGCUGGUGUUUUUAAUAUAGAAAGCUCACAAUUGAUCAUCAGCCAUUAUGCAGUAUGCAUUUACUGCUGGAGAUUGUCCUUCUCCUAGGAUGCUGCUGUGCUGAUGUUUGCUAUAUGAUGUAUAAAACAAGUACGAUUCCUUUCAAAUUUUUGAAAAGUAACUACAGGUAAAUAUUAUAUAGGUCAAUAUUACUAGUUACCACAAAUUCUGAAGGUACAAUAACCUAAAAGCACAUUACUCACAACACUUGGCAGGGCAAGAGCUGUUUUUAGCUGCGUCUAGCGAAAACAUCUGCCAGCUUUGGUAUUGAAUAAUGCAGUAAAAAGUAUGUAAUUGUUAGUUUCAAUUUUACCAAACAAACCUCAGACAAAUGAGGGUCAAAUUUAGGAUGUGGUUUUUGUUGAAUGCUUGUGUUUAGACAAUAAUCCAUGAAAUUACUUGAAAGAGUGUCGUAGUUGGGUUAUUUUGGUGUUUAUAGUAGGAGAGGAGGACAGAAAAAUGGUGAGGAAUAAACAGACUUCAUAAAACAGGUUUGACAUAUUGAUCAAUAACUGCUGUUUAAAAAGCUUCAAAUUUUAUCCUCUUUUGAACUUGCAAACUUGCAGUGAACCAGAGUUCACAGUGGAAACAAAACCUUAUUUAGAAGCCCCACCUGGCCUAGCUCCACACUACACACACACACAUACACACACGUGCCUUUCUCUUCAAUCUCCCCUUCCAUCUAUGCUGUUGACUGUCACUUCUGUUUUGUGGUUGCUCCAGUGCAACAGAAAGUGGAUGAAUGGGAGCCUUAGCCUGCCUUUUAUUUUUACACACCACAAGGUAUAGGUGGAGCCGGAAGCGGUUGGAGCCUUUUCUUUUUUGUCUUAUGUAAAAAAGAUUUAUCUUUUUCCUAAGAUUUUUCUAAUGGGGAUUGUGUGUGAGAGUGUAUGUGUGUGUCGACCUUAUCACAACAGACUGAGGCUCAUUAGAUCUGAGCCAAAGGAUCGCUGAUGGUAAAGCCAAAUAUUAACUGAAUCAGCUGGAAAGGGCAUUUUGAAAGCUUUUGAGUUUUGCAACUGCCCUUUGAGAAAAUGCAAUACCUCAAAGACUUCUGUUUUUGAUUAUCCAACUACAUAUGUGGUUGGCCUGGGGCCAGCAAAGUCCAGACAGAAUUCCAUCAAAAUCCCUCUGUGAGAUAUGCAGAUCUGCUCUGUGUAUGCUGACAGUAUCUGAUCAUGUCGUUUCUGCGGCCCACUGACCAGAGCACACUGUGUCCAGAUAAACACAGCCAGGUUUUGCAUAUGAAAAUGAACCACGCAGCUGAUAAAGGUGAGGUUACAUCAAAUGCUGGGCGUUGGUGGAUGUGACCCCGGUGUUGCUGCAUCUGAGUGUGCACAUGUAAGUGUGUGUGCAUAAAGUGUGUGCAGGAUCAUACUCUCACACCCAGGAAGAGGCCCUGUUUCCCUUAUCUAACGACAACAGAGCAUGUGUCGCCAUGGCCACAGGCUGCGCUUUUUAUGGGCUUUGUGUGUGUGUGUGUGUGUGUGUGUGUGUGUGUGUGUGUGUGUGUGUGUGUGUGUGUGUGUGUGUGUGUGUGCCAUAUUCAUUGUUUGCCCAUGUUCAUUGUUUGCUUGGGGCGUGGUGCAAUACCAGAACUGUUACUUUAGUCUCUUUUCUCUCCCUCUCUGUUACAACUCUGAACAUUAGCUUUAAAUAGAUCUUUCUGUCUUUCUUUUCUCUUUUUCCCUUUUCUUUCUUUCUUUCUUUCUUUCUUUCUUUCUUUCUUUCUUUCUUUCUUUCUAAGCACCUUUGGCCCCUCUCUGGUUUGGAGUCUGUGUUGAACAUAUUUUCACUCAGGUCUGUCUCCCUGCGUCUUUCUGUCUUUCACUCUGUGUGUCUCAUUCUUUCUAUCUUUUGAACCGAUGGUGAGAAGUUGGGCGACAUCUAAAUUCAGAGGCACACUGUCUCAGGUUAGGGUUCGUCGGGUCUCUCCUACAGCUUAAUUGAACAGAGGAUGAGAGAGAGAGAGAGAGAGAGAGAGAGAUGUAAAAAGGGAAAUGGGGUGGGGUAUGAAGAAGGGUGCUCAAACAGGCAUACAUAUUGCAUGAGCUUCCCCUCCCACCGCCACCACCACCACCACACCCCUUUCUUCACAGAAUGGCUGUGUACUGUUCUGGGCUUAUUAAUUCCGCUCUGUGAGAGAAUUAUUUUUAGAGAGUUGGUAUACUGGCAAAGGCUUUUAAAGUCACAGGUAUAACGCAUUCUGCUUAUAGUUCCCCUUUUUAAAAAUUGAGAAGUUCUAAAAGUUUGCUGUAGCUCCUCAGUGUGGGACUGUAUGUUUUGGUUUGUUUGUGUCUUUUUUUGCACCUGAUACAAGGUAAAAGCUACAUCUUGACAUGAUCUGUACCUUUGGGCAUAUGAUACUUAAGUCCAGCUGUUGAGGAAAAAUGACUGACCAUUUCCACUUAAAAACAGUUAUUCUGUAACACUGGCCUGUCUUCAGUUUGUAACUGUUCAGUUUAUUUAACCUUUUAUAAUUUUACUGUAGAAAAGAGUUUCAUUCACACAGCUUGUCCAGGUAUUACUCCAUAAACUAUAAGUAGCCUUCAGAAGAGUUAAGCAUCUUAAAUAACAAAAUGACACGUUUUGUAAAAAAUGUAUUUGUAUAAGUAACAAAGUUAGAAAAUAAGACCACCUACUAUAUGACUAUAUCCACAGCAAAGAUUCACAGUGAUUAAAUGAAUGAGUAAUGUUUUGAAAGUUGGAAGAAAGCUGGAUGAGUUUUUUUUUUUCCAUCAGAAACUAUUAUUUACUCAUGUACAGAAAGAUAAGAGAUAGCACUCUGUCCACAAGGGGAACCACAAUCAAAAGUUAAACUUCCCCACAGAAGUUUGAAGUUUUUGAUUUGUGAUGUAGAAGAAAAGAGGAAACACACAUACUUUUUAAAAUGUUUUGCUUGCACAAAAGUACAUAUUUACAGUAUUAGACCCUUCAAGCGGUGUGAGGUGAGACUGUGAUAAACCUGAGUUGCAGUGGAUCAGGGUCGUCAACAUCAAUGCAUGAAUCAAGAUCCAAUAAAGGUCUUAAAUGUAAGACUCUUUUUUUAGUUUCUGGCACUGUAGUUUAACCUCUGCAGUGUCAUCCUGCGACUGUGAUGAAAAUUAUGACACCGCUGCCUUUUUGAUGGCAUGGAAUUUACUUAAAAGACUCCCUGGUUAAAAGUUAUAUGUACUUUGAGUUGUAAUAACUAUUUUAAAGCGAAGCAUGCAGGUGCUUAAUCAAAAAAAUUAAUCACAGCACCGAUAGGUGGCAGCUGACUGACACCCUCCCUAUAGCAUUUGUGAGACUAGGGGCUCUAUUUUCGUGCCUCGCCGGUGGCGUGGCAUGGCGCAGGCGCGGCGUAAGUCAUGUCCACCACGCCGAUAAGGCGUGCCGUAGCACACUUUGGUAUUUUGGUGAGCGGCGCAGCCCGCUGUAAGUAUUUCCCCUCCCUAACCCAGCUCCUCCCAGCGGCGUAAGUUGUAGAGAGGGAGGGGAUAAGGCGUGAAGUGGGUCUAACACAGCCAGGACCUGUUUUCGCCAAUCUCAUCAGCUCCAAACUGGCUGUGCGCUGGGCUCCGCCAGACAAAAUAACCACUGCGCGGGGUGCGCCACCCUCUGCCAUGCCACCGGCGGGCACGGAAAUAGAGCCCUAGGGGUCUAGGGGACAUCCACAAGUUCAGUUUAGUUUAUUAGUUCAUCAGACAGGGACGGUGCAUUGUAAAGCUGCUGAGCCAGAGAUAAAUGACAUGUGUGGUCUUUGGGUGAGAAGGUUUAUUAGACACACAAUACAAACAAUUGAAUAACAGCAUUUAAACAACUAAAAGCAAUGCAAACUUUACAAACAGUGCGUCACAUAAAACAACAUUAACAGCGUCUAUUACUUUCUCUUUGGAUCUGUUUCAUACAGAGGUUUGACCAAUGACUAGAGGGCUGGUUUGUCAUGAGCUUGACAUGAGUUUGUUUUAAAAACACAGCGUGUUUACAGUCUCUGAUACUGGUCCAAACUGAGCUCCACUUUUCUGCAUCUUUAACUGAAAAUGCAGAUUGUCAAGCUGAAAAGUCACCUCUUGCAGAUGCUUUUGAUCCCUGCAGAGGGGCAUAUUGUUUAUGUGGUGAUUGUGUCUGAUCACAUAUCAAUUUCUAAGUCAGACACAUAUCUGCUAAAAGUUUCCAGACUCUGAAGCUGUCUCAUACCUCAUAGUCAUGAUUUCAGACCAUACUGGUGUGAAUGUAAUAAAAUCUAAAAGAUUUGUUAGAUUGUGAAGUACAUUUACUGGCAUUCAUUUAAUUCCUAACUGAAGACACUGGUAAGAAUUGCUUUACAUUGUUUAUAUAGACUUAAAAGUGUGUUGGAAUGUGAAGGGGGGUCAAAUAUGAUUAUAAAUGUUAAAAAGUUCAGUUAAUUAGGGUUGUAAAAUCAAUCAUUUUGUCGCCUUAUCAUGGUGUCAGUAGUAUUAUCAGGCACAAACCAGCUGGUUAUUAAAGUAUGCAUAACCAAAAUCGGUAUUUGUCUCUAUUGAAGUUUUUCAAACCAAGACCAGUGUGUCUUUUUUUCACCCUCUAGAUUUGAAAUGUUAUUUUUUCCUCCUAUUAUCAGAUCCUUUCACACUAAUGACUGGACAGUCAUAGAAAAGCACAGGCACACAAGCGGUCCAUCAGCGCCCCGCCCCCUCCACAGACAGAUGUUGUUCUGAAGGCUUUAUGAGAUGCUUAUAUGAAUUGUCCAUCACUCAAAACCAAUCUUCAAUGGAGUAUGUAAUUUUGCCUCCAAUCCUGCCAUCAGCUGUCUCACCGGUGUGCCCCAAGAUGAAAAGAUCCCAGCAUUGUGUUGCACCAUUAGCACUGUGUAAAUAUUACAUGUUUUCCCUGGAUAUGCUAGUUAGCAUUACUUCCACCUUGUGGCUUCAUUAUUUUUGAAACGCUGAGCUUUGUCGAUGAUUGCGAGGCAUGACCUAGUUCUGGGACUCUCUCUUUCUCUUUCCCUUUCACUGUCUUGACUUUCUCACUUUUCUUCCUCAUUUACUGAUUCUCCACAUCUUUGUCAUUCUCUCUCUACCACUCCACCUCAUUUUCUCCUCUCUCUGAAUCUGUCUUCCUCUCUCUUUGUCAUUUAUUCAUUGUCUUUCUCCAUUCACUGCCUCAGCAUCUCCUUCAGCCUUUGAGUCUGCCUCUCUCUUACUCUCAUCCUCCUUCUCUCUCAUGUAUGCAUUCUUUAUUUCUCAAUUUGUCUCCCUUCCACAUCCUAUUAUUAUUUUCCUCUAUUCUUACAUUCCUCCCUCUCUUCUCCUCCCAGGCUCUCCAUCCCUCUUCUCCAUGUUUUUAUUCCUCUCUCUCAGCACCGCAUGUGUCACGGAGGGAAACAUCGCGAGCAGUGGUCCCUGCUGAACAAUUACCAUGCAAAGCAAUCCAAAUAGAGAUGUUUGCCGAAAACAACAUGUGUGUAAUUACUGCUUAAUGAGGCCCUUGUCUCAGGCAGAAUGCCCAAUUAGACUGCCGAUGAGAAAGCGAUGCCAAGGCCUCGCUGAAGAAAGAGAGAGAAGGAGGGGUAGGGAUGGAGAAGGAGAAGUAGUGAGAUAAGGAGAGAUGUGGGGACUGUAAGAGAACAUGGGAAACAGAAGAGAGAGGAAGCAGUGAGGAGGAAAACUAGAAAAGAGGAACACAGUUAAAGCUAAGGGGAGUUGAAAUACAAAAAUGGAGAGAGUGAGAGAAAAGAGCAAGAGGGAGAAAGUGAAGAGAAGAGGAACUGCAGAGAAAAGAGAAGAUGAUUUCUGCAGUAAAUGUGGAGUAAUGGCAGAGCUGAUAGCAUUGAGCCGAGGAUAAAUUGGCAUUUUAAGUGGGAGAGCGAGGCAGUGCAAAGGAGAGCUUUCGAGAGAGAGGAGCAGGGGGAAACAGCUUUAUAUUGCAAUAUAUGGGCAGCCAUGUUGCAGCACAAAAUGGCUGACCUUUGUAGACUUUCUGUUGAAUAUUGAAUAGCAGGCAUUAUUGGCGUGAACAGUUCUUUUGUUUCUUCCUUUAAAGCUUGAAAGAACAGCAGAAAUGCUCUUCAACCAAUGAUUUCCAGGGUGAACACCAGAGCAAAUUUUAAAUUCCUUCAGUCAGGCAAGGACAUGAGGCUUUUUGGACACGUCUCUGUGGUCAGCGUAGAUUUGAUGCUCUCUGUGAGCUACAGACACUUUGUACUGUCAGGUGAUUGACACCAUCAUGCUUCGUUAAGCUAAUUAGUGUCCCCAUCUCCUGAAUGUAGCACAAAACAAUCAGUCAACAUCCACUUAGGCUUAAAACAAAUCUGUAGUCUUUACUGUUUGCCUUUAGAUUAAUCGUGUGUGGUGUGAAUGAGGCUCAUUGCUAGUGCUUGUCUCAGUUUCGUGCUUGUGGCUGGAUGUGAAUGUAAUCAUUAGAAUAACCAAGUGAAUCCUCACAAGGGCCUCCAUGAUAUGCAUCGUUAACCAACCAUUGCCCCGAGGCAGACGCUCAUUCCCCGGGCCUUUCUCCUGCAAUAAUGUACAGUAAUUUCUCUUUCUCACCACUCACAUGCUCAUUUAGCUGCUUUCACUUUUUCCCUUCCUAACAGUGGAGAUAUUACAUUUCACCCCCAGGAAUUCUGCCCAUUUCCGUCCAUUAUAGGCUUCCUCAUUGGGCAUUGUUUUUAGCAGGUAUGCCUCAUGAAACCUUUGUAGUCAGUUACAUCCAGGGUGUGUUUAUCUUUGCAGCGUUCAGUCGCUUUUACCAUAACAGCAAAGCAGACCACCCUAACCGAGAAAAAAAAGGCCUGUCAUAUCUUUAAAUCUAGGAAUCUGAAAUGGAAUGUCGUCUAGUUUGAUCAUGUUGUCUCUGCUGUCUUUUUCUGAGUCUCCUGUGCACUGAUAUCACGAAGAAUGACCCCCUUCAACAAAAAGCACGGAGGUUUCAUGUGACAUGUUUGGUUUCUAUGUGUGUAUGUGUGUGUGCGUGCGCGUGUGUUAUUAUCCAGUCAAGUCAAGGUUUGUUCCAUUUGCUGCAGGAGUGUUGUGACAAAGCUUUGUGCCUUUGUAAGCCAAGGACAUUCUCCAAUAUAGCUCCUCUUAACAUGGUAGCAGUCUGUCAGUCACCUUGACUCUGCACGGGUUCAGUUUCUGAUCCAUUUGUCGGACAGUUUUUUUUUUUUCUUUCUUUUUUUCUCUUGCUAAAAUCAGUGUUGGUUUUUCUGCAUUUGCAGCCCUCUAAAAGAUGACCCUAGUGGGGGAUUCCUCACAAUACACCCAACAUCACAGAUAGUAUGUAGCAUGAAGCAUUUAACAGUUGACCUGGUACAAUUUCCCAGCACCCUCUCAGGUCAGGGGUCCCUUGUUGUUACGGGGGUACUAGCCUUGUGUCAAACUGUGUUUUGGCACCUGCAGCAAGUGAUCUUUCAAAGCCUGAUUAACCCAAUCCUGAAGACACAGCAGCCCUCCAAGUGCAGUACACUUACUAGCACACACACACACACACACACUAACAUUCCAAAUCCACAGCGCCAAAGCAAGCACACACACCCUUCACCACAGUCACAGUUUCAUUCACACUCAUUCUCUGUCUUGUACACACAGCGGCGCCCACAGGGAAAAGCCCAUCUCUCGUCACUGUGCUCAUGUAGCCUAAUUACCGGCCCGCUGACGAACAGUAAUUACCCACGCUGCCAUGCCACCACGAGGUUUAACCAAAGUGACAAAGUCAUUAGUCUCACACUUCAGGCCACCCGUAAAGAGCUUUUCCUCUUCACACCUCCUCCCUGGACUCCAGUAUAUUUUUUUCACAACUCCUCUUGCGUAGCCAACCAUGUUAAUAUCUCUUUUCUUUUUCUGUCCACAGUUUGAUGGUGACAACAUGUACAUGAAUGACAAUAACCAAGAGUUUCGGUCUCCAAACCAGGUAAGGAAGAACCCCACAGACAUGUAUAAAAAGUCACCCACAUAGUAGGUGUUGUAUAUUCCAGGCGUCAGCUUUAAAAAAAAAAAAAGGGGAACUCAUCAAAGCAUGAGUUUAAGUGUAUUUUUAAAAAAUGACUCACUGUCGUUAAAGGUGUCUGUUAAGUGAAGAUGGGGUUGUUUUUAUGUAAAAAUAGAGCCAUGUUUAUCUGAAAAAAAAUAAAAACAGUACAUAAACACCAUAGGUUUUUUAGCCUGUCAUAUAGUUGAUUUAUGAAAUGUCAGAUAGCAUCCUUACCUUGACCUCUUUAUAACUCUGACGGCUUGAGGAUCUGCUAAAUCCUCUCAUCCUUGUUCUCAUAAUCCUAGAGUUAGAUAUGUUUUGAAAUAUGAGGCUUAUAGACAAAGCCACCAUUCACUGUUUAUUCAUGCAAACUAUAUCACUCUAUAUAAACUCCAUGUCAAAAUUACAAGAAGUGAUGGUGUGAAGUUUCAAUUUUCAACAUGUUCGAGUGGACAACACUUGGAGAUGUGUAAAAUGAUGGACUUGUAUUUUCUAAACUCUGCAAAAUAUAGAUAUUUAUUACAUGUUGGUUUUAGAUAAACUGCUGUAAAAACUUGUUAUUGUAUUGAACAAGUUUAGUCUCUCUUUAAGAGUUGCUUUGAGCUUUUAACAAAAAUUGACCAUGUACUUACAGUGGCUAUCUUUUUGUGACUUUGCACAUCAGGAUGAGAAGCUCAAAUUGUCAUUAUAUUACUGAGUAUAAGUAUUAAGUGCUCUUGCUCAAGUUGGCUGCAAUUCAUCUUACUGUGUAUGAGCAGGGUUUGGUUCCAUCUCUAGAUUGACUGUGGGAUGUGAAAUGAAGUACUGCUAAAUCUGUGUAGCUAAAGAAAACCACAUUUAAUUAAGGUUUAUAGAUCAUCUUUUACACUAUAACACCUCCAUUAAAGGUGAACACACAAAAAAUGAAUAAUUAUAAGCAGUUUACCAAUUAAUGAACAUUUGCCCCAGUGUUUCUACUUCCCUUGCUGGGACAGCAGUAGGAUGACUUGGUCACACUAUUACACCUCUGAGAUAUUUGUAUUGAGGUCCAAGUGUUACAUGGGCCUUGAGCUGGCAAUACAAAAGGGCUGCUGUAAACAGAGAAAAAAUUAGACCUGCCGGGCAUGUUAGCCCGGUCUCUCUAGAAGUAUUUGUAUGCUGAGGCAUUUGUCUGAAGGGACAGCUUUGCCCUUGUACAAUCUCCCUGUGUGCCUACAAUAAGCUCUAAGUUUUAAAGGUACGGUUAGGGCUGGGUGAUAUCAGUCGAUAUUGAUAUAUAUCAAAUAUAAAAAAUUAAAUUUAACAGUUGUUAUUGGCAGGAAGUCUUUUGCAAUACAAUAAGCUAGUGCAUCUGUGAGGUCUGUGUGUCUCUCCUGCUACACAGUUGUUUGCUACUUGGUUCUAAUUCAGCACAUGAUUGGUUGAGCACAAAGCAGACCCGGAGCAACUCCUCUUUUCAUUGGCUAUUUGUUUAGUCUACCAAAACAUGUCAGAAUGCCGACUAUCGAAACAUGAAUUGGCCAUGCUUUAUAUUGAUAUUAAGGGAAAUUAAUUUCUGAUAUAUAUCGUUAUCAUUUUAUCGCCCAGCCCUAGGUACAGUGCUGUUUUAACUCAUCAGUAGUUUUAGUGAAUCUGCUAGAAUUCCUGUCUUAAUGGUUUCUUACUCCUGUAUCAUCCAUCCUAGUUUUGGGACCCAGCUGGGUUUGGCUUCAUUGUCUCAAAGCCAGAUUGAGCCAUUGGCAAUAUCAACUCUUCUGUUGUCAGCUUGUUGCCUGAAAUAGCUUAAUGAAAUGAGUGGUUUGUCUGGUCAUGUGAUCAUUCAAGCUUUUAAACACAAGAUCAUAAAAUAGCACUUGUAAGGAAGCAAAACUGGAUUUUAUGCAGCAGAUAUUUCUAAAAAUAUGUAUUAAAAUUUGGGGUCAGUGAUGUUUUGGUUUGGUAGGAAAACAGAGUUCAAACAUCAUUAAAACGGCCUCCAUGACUCUCACCCUCUGCUGCUAAGUCAGAAAAACAUUAAGUCCUCUAAGCCAGAGUGUCUCUUUGACAUGUACCAUUUGAUAGAUGAUUUUAUCCAAAGCACACUGCUGUAACAUAUGUGUGUCUUUAACAUGAGAAGGAUUAAACCAACAGCCCUGACAGUCGCUGUAGUGUCAUCCCACUGAGACUGUCAGGUCACCGACAGAUAAACAGCCCCGAACGUUUCACUUUGCCAGGCUCAUUGAAGUUCUGGUACCAGUCUAGAGCGACACAGUCACAGUUUUACAGUCAGUUAGUUAGACAGGCACGGUGCUGACUGCUCCCAGCUGGUGGAUGGGAACACAUGGCCGGACAUAUGGCAGAAUUUGGAGCUCCAGGAUUUGUUGAUCCAGCAGCGAGGCCUUCAUGUUCUGACAAAACACAACGAGGUGGAGGCUCCUCGUCAAUUAGCGCCCCACCAAAUACUGUCAGGGAGUUAACAGACAAGGCCAGACGGCACAGGACACAGGACACACACAGACAAAUACACACACACAGACACAGGCUGUAAUGGAAGGUGACACAUCGUCUGACACUAAGUUAUUCAUAGGACCUAAGCACAUGGGCAGGUAGGCGACCUGAGUUUCAGCUCACUCAAUCACACUGAACAAAUGUGCACAAACACUCACUAGUCCCACCAUCUAUACUUGUAUGGAUGCACAGUGACAAAAUGCAUUCCUUUGUCCAUAACCCUUAAAGAUUUCAGGGAUAGAAACCUAACAUUAAAGGGCUAGUUCAUCAAAUUAACAAAAACAUUGUAAAUGGAUUUAUUUUUUAUUGUAUGUUCAGUGUAUGGAAAAGCAUACAGUUUUAGAUCAGUCUGUUAAAGUUUAGCAUAGCUGACAAGUCCCCUGUGUAUGAAAUGUUCUCAAGAGACUCAACAAACCACUUCCCUUGUAAAACACAGUUUUGUUGUUCUGAAUCGACAAACCUCUCUUUGAACUUUUUUAAACUGGAGUUAUAGUACCUUUAAGUUGGAAUUUGGGCAAACUGACCCUUUAAAACCAAACCUAAUUAUAACAUUAAGCCUAAAACAAUGUCUUAACCCUCAAACAUUCCUUUGAAGAAGCCGAAAAAAUGUCCUCACUCUACAAAAAUGUGCUUACUAUAUGGGUGUAAAAUAUAAAUUGGACCCUGCAAACACUGACGAACGAGAACACAUGUAUGUGCCCAUAAACAUGCACAUAUGGGCACACACACACACACACACACACACACACACACACACACACACACACACACACACACACACACACACACACACACACACACACACUUAUAGUCUCAUAAACCUUCACACACACACACACACACACACACACACAUAUGCACACACUAUCAUCCUAUAGCUAUAAGGUUGCCUUUCCUUUGAUGUUGGGAUUGAGUGACUGGAAUGAAGGGUCGGGUGGGAGCUUUAGCAGCUUAUUGUCUACUUAUAGCACACAUCAUAGACUCUGAGGUCUGUCGUUGUUGGCCACAUUUCUGCUCUAAUUAUGUCAGAUUGCUUGCAAACAUGGCUGUGUGCUAAUUGGGAUAAAUGUCCAGCUUUGUAGUUCCUCUGCCGCAUGGUCAUGUGUCAAUCAUCGACACCCGCUGCAGGUUUGCAGUGUUGUGUCAACAAAUACCUUCUUAGUGGAUAAGGCAAUUUGGGCUUUUCAAAACAUGUCAGUUGCAGUUGAUGCUUUGUCAGUGCCGUCAAAUAGAAGCUUACACACCAGUUCUGAAAACCCUGCAAAUAUAAGAGUUCACAGUUUGGCUUACGAUGUGUUAAUACAGCAUAUUUAAAUUAAAACUGAAAGAAGGUGGGUGUGCAUUUUAUUGCUCUGAAGCCGAAGGUUAAACAGACUUCUUCAAGCAUAUUAGAAUAAAUGUUACUGCAAACCUAAUAACAUGUUAUUUUUUUAUUUUGGCACACUUUCACACUGUCUUUAGUUUCCAUCCAGAGGUUUUUUAGAGCUUGCCAAAUCAUUAAAUUCUAUUCUUGUCUUGUGCAUAUGUUACACAAAUGUUUCCUUAUAAUUCAGCAUGUCCUCUGGUAUUAGGAUCCUGACCAGAAUUAAUCAUUUCUGUGGAUUUGAACAGUACUUGGGUACAGGCCAUGAAUUUGCAAAGAUUAAUCCACUAAAGGGGUCUGAAGAGGUAAAACAGAAUUAUUUUCAAAGCCACCACAUCUUAGGAAUAUCUGCAUUUACUUUAUGCAACCUAUAAAUGUCAUCACUGUGCUUGCUGUGCAUGUAAAUCAAUCAUGUCUUAAUUGGGGCUUAAUUGCAUGCAUUAGCAGUGCUGCACUUUAUCACACACUGCCUGCUUUUGAAAUGAACCCUGGCAAAUUAGAGGUUCAAAUAUGGAAUCAAUUUUUGCAUCAAUUUGAAAUAGCUAUUAUUUUAAUAUAUAUUUGCUGCUAAGUGUAUUUUCUUUUUUUUUUUUAUGUGUCCCUUAUUUUAUCAGAUAUGUUUCUUAUCUGUCUGUAGGGAAGUGCUAGAUGCAAAGAUGCUAUACAGCUACAUUUUCCCCAUAUCGCUUAUGUUUCCUCUAUAAGCGCAGAAUAAUUCAAAAGUGCUCAUUCAGGGUUUGGAAAUGUACAUUUAUGCUGGUCCAACAUAUUGUGAAAAAGAAAAACCUUGUUGCCUUUAUGCAGGGGUUAACACUGAGUUGAGAUGCCCACACACCAUUUACAUGACGUGUGCCUGUGAAAAAGGUGCAUGUAGCCAGAACAGAGGCUCCUUUGUUUGCAUGUCUGGGGUCUUCCACAGUGUACGCACUGAGGUAGCACUUUGACACAGCCAAGAGAUUGCAUUACACAUAACAUCUCUGGGUUUUUAAAAAGAGAAAACCACUAAUCAGAAACAGCUUUAAAGGGACGUUUACUGUAUUCUCGGACACAAUCUGUCCAUUCAAACAAGAUGUUUUCGAGGCUUUGAAAGCUGUAUGGUUUCUGUAAAAGGACAUGCACAUAUGGAGCUCACAGACAGUUUUGAUCAUGUUGAUGUUUUACACUUAAAUCAUCUGCUGAGGUUUCAGCCUACAUGUAGAAGUGUGGGUGUUUUUUGUUGUUUAAUGUUUUUUUAGGUCUACAUAUAAAAAAAAAAACAACUGAGGGAAUAUAUAUAUAUAUAUAUAUAUAUAUAUAUAUAUAUAUAUAUAAUUCUUUUUUGAUCAAUGAUGAAAUAAUAUCAACUAUCCUGAAUGCUUUUAUGAGCGCUACAGAUUUUUUUUAUUAUUUACUUGUUACAGAAGUCCCAAAAACUUCCCACAUGUCAGAUUUUAUCAAGGAUUUAAAUGUUAUGGAGUUACACUUAAGUCAGUCAAACCUUCCUACAAUUAAUAUAAACUGAAGACAUGUCCGUUUACCUUUGUAUUACAAAAAAUGUUAACCACUGAAACCUCCGGCUUAUAAUUCAUCAGUCACAUUGUCCUGGUGGCUCGAAGCCUACCAUGUGUCUACCUGUCAAGAGUUAGGAGAGUAUCAGCUCUGUUGGAUAACCUAGUUGUCAUAAUCUUCACACCUCUUUGUAGUGGAGACAAUCUUUCAUUGAACUGGGUAGGGGUCUACAAUGUGAAGCACAGCUGUUUAAAAAAUUUAAAAAUGGGCUCUUAUUAAGACUCAUGCAACUGUUGAACCCAGCAGCAUCUUUGUAUUUUCUUCCUAAGCUUAACAUUACACAUGCUUAGAGGCUGUAGCACCACUGGCAUCUUUCACCUCCUCAAUGGGCAGCACCUCUAGCAUUGCAAAGCACUGAAAAGAGCUUGGCAGCUGAUAAGCUUUUGUCCUCCCGGCACGGCUUAUAUGUCAUUGUGAAGUUGUUCUUGUCCAUUUCGCCUUACAAAUCAAACUGCAUACAUGUUGCCCGCUCUGUGCCCCUACUCAGGACACAAACGUAGGUUCACCUCCUGCUGGUCUUGGUCUCCACACAGCAAACUGCCAUGAAGUAGGGGGGAAACUGGAGUGUUUCAGGAAUUUACUGUUGUUACCAAAGUAAAAUACAACUCUUAGUCCAAUAACGGAUUACCUUUAUGUAAAGGUAUGUAACGGAUUACUUUAUUGCAUAAAUACUGUUGUGUGUUGCUCAUUACUGCAAAAAGUGAUGGAGCACUCAAAUGGUUACCUUGUCAUGAAUUAUCCCCAACACUGAAAUUGGCAUCACAGAUGGUAAAAUUAAAACCCUUCCCAAGCAAAGACACUGAAGCAUGGUUUCAGUCUAACAAAGUAACCACAAAAAAUGCAAUUAAAUUGGACUAUCAGGCUUUCAUGUACAUGCAUACCAUAUAAUAGUGACUGCUGUGUAUGUUACUGCAGCUCUAUAAUAGCUACAUGAGAAUGAUCACAGCCAAACCAAAAGGGCUGCCUCCAGCCAAACCCGCACACAGUCUAAUUUUGUACAAAGGACAAUUGGUGUUCUUCAUUUGGAUUCAGAUCAGGCCUGAUCUCUUGAAGUGACUUUGCAGACUUGGACCCCAGUGUAUAUUUUUGUGUGUUUGGCUGGCCUCUUCUCUCCCUAUAAUCAGUCUGUGCAUCAUGUGGAUGCAUGUCCGUGUAAGUGUGUGCAUAGGAUAGAUUAGGGAAAAUUAGAGACCAAAGUAUGAAAAAAAAAGCUGGUUAGAGAGGAAGUUUGAAAGAGAAAAGCAGCCAGUGGCAGGAAGAGGGGGAGUUCUGUACGUCUCUUCCUCUCUUGUGUAGUACUUGUUGCAUUGUGUUCAUGCGCAGGAGAGGAAACUCAGGGGCCACAUGGUCUUCAGAGAAGCAGCAAGUUUCAGCCUGUUUGUGCUUUUGUGCUUCUCUGUUUCCAGGUGUCUUGCUGUGCUGUGUGUCUCUAUCGAUUUGGCCGGCUGCAAGAGAGCAGUGGCUGAUGGUUGAGAUUAGAAUAGAAACCUCACUUGUUGGAUACUCUCUCUCUCUCUCUCUGUCUCUCUCUCUCUCUCUCUCUCUCUCUUUCUUUCUUGCUCCUCAUCUUCCUGUUUCUGUCUCUUUCAGUCUGUUUAUUUUUGUCUGUUUCUUUACUCUGACACUCCCUCACACGCUCUCGUUCUCUGUCUUUGUCCUUCUUUCUCUGUUUUUUCUUUCACCCACAUCCACUCAACUUGUUUCUCCUGCAAAUGUGAAGCUCUCAAACACAUCAUAAACUUUAUGUAGAAAUCAAAACAUCACUUCCCACUCUCACUUUUUCUCUGUGAAACUUAAUUGAUAUCAUAAUUUCAUCAAAGAUGAUGCAAAUGUAUGCAUACAAAGUAAUUAUGCCCAGCACAUCAGAUGUUGCUAACUUCACUGGAAAUAAUUGCCAUUAAGUAAGAAGUGUCUAACAUAGUAGUUUUAUUGAAGUGACUCAAUUUGGUGGUUCUAAAGCCAAAUUUACUUCAAGUGGUUGACUUAGUUAAAUUAAAAUUUAGGCUAGCUAUAAACCAAUUUCAAAAAUUCUCCUUUCCAGUUACUUUCUGCCCAUUACUACUUUAAAGCUCUUGUCAGGGGUUUUAGGAAACAAUAAUAUUGAUGCCUCGAUACGCCUUUUUAACUCAGUUUCUUAAAAAUCCCCUCUUAUCGCUUAUUGAUAACAGGUGAGAACGUUGUACAUUUUUAACUAUCUUCAUAUGCUGUGGUCAGUGAAGUCUUAUAGGACUUAAGAUGGUUAUUAAUGUACAACUUCCUUCCUUGUAGAAUAUGAUAACGCACAAAACAGUGUUAGGUGCUUUAUAAUGAGUAUUUCAGAUACCUCAACAGCAUGGUUCAGAGAAAUGCAUCUAAUGUGUAUUUUAAAGCUCUUAUCAGGAAUUUUCAGUUUGUGCCAAUUUUGGUGCCCCCAGUGGAAAAAGAAGACUCCGCUUAUCUUGUCCUCUGCACUUUAAGUGGUGUCUUCAGACAAAAAAAAAUCUCAUUCUGCUGACUCUUGGCAGUCAAAUGUGUCAUUGUGAUGUUUUUAUAAUGAAGUUAUAAAAACAGGACUGUUUCUUCAGCUGCUAUUUCUACCCUCUUGCUUUGGUUCUAGCAUUAAAAAUUUCACAAUAAUUUCAUCACUCUUGUCACUUAUGGUCUGAUUUGUUUUUGUAUGCCAUUACAAGGCAUCAAUAUGAAUUUUGCAUCUCAUUUACAUUUAAAACCUCCUCUAAAAAACUUGGAAUGCCUAGUUUGACCCGUGUUUGUUAUGUUUUAAUGAAGGACAGCUUUAUGACCCGUACUGCAGUAUACCCACUAUAUUGCAUCCAGUCAGAGGAAAGAGCUCUGAAAUUAAUUAUAGUAGCUGUUGGCCUGUCCACAAUUCUAUACAGUCUUUGACCACCUAAUAUCUGAACACUGUAAAAAUAUGAUGAGAUAGUUGAAAUAAUUUGAUCCAAGUGUGAUAACAAUUAACUGUAAAGUUUAAUAACCAACAUAUUGUAACUCAUUGUUCAAGCUGAGAUAACCUGCUGCCAAAUAUGUCUGACUUCAGUCAAUCAAUCAAUCAAUCAAUCAAUCAAUCAAUCAAUCAAUCAAUCAAUCAAUCAAUCAAUCAAUCAAUCAAUCAAUCAAUCAAUCAAUCAGUCUUUAUUUAUAAAGAGCCAGUUUACAAUAAAGAGCAAGUCUAGGCCUAAUCUAUUCCCAAAUUAUUUCCAAAGCCCAAACACAGGAAAAGAUUCAGUUUUAUCCCAUCUUACCCUCCAUGAUCAGAGCACUUUGCAGCAUUUAGCAAAUUACAGUGACAGGUUAAAAAGUGUCCUUUCAACUAGCCGAGACCUGAAGCCAAUCUGGACUCAUGCUCUGUAACAGGCAGUUGACAUGAUGGUGUCUUGUCCGUAAACCAUAAAUAGUGAUCCAGAUGUUGUUUGGCCUGCAGAAUCAGCUGAUGGGCACCCACCCCCUCCCCCGCCUCUCUCUCUCUCUCUCUGUCUCCCUCUCUUUCUCUCUAAGGCAGAGACACCUCAGUACACCCUGGCACCGCACACCCAAUGUGGGCGAUGUUGAUGUGAAAAGGCACCGUUACUUAACAGUGACUCACAGUGCACCAUUAUACCCCCACCACACAACUGCAACACUCUCCUCACUUCACAACACUCCCCAACCCCCCACCGUAUACUUCACUAAAUGUGUUUCUCUUUCUCUUACUCUCUUUCCAUCCUUGCAUCGUUUCCCUGCAAGUAAAAAUAAAAAAAGUUAGGGGGACAUUUGAGACAAAGGAUGAAACAUGAAAACUGAGGGUCUGAAAACGCCAACACACAUCUCACUCCCUCUUUGAGGCCUUACUGAGCCGCUGGCAAGGUCGCGCAAAUGAAGUAGUGAUACACAUUGUACGGCAAGUAUUUAAAUUUCAAGAGAGCAAACCGUUUUGGUAGCAUAAAAUUCUGAACUGAAAACAGUUUCCAGCUCCAAACCAGCACUGGGGCAUCAAUAUCUGAAAACAAUGCUGGACGAACAUCAGAGAAACAUCAGCACAACAUCCACACCCAUGCUUGGGGGGGAUUGUAAGUUUCAGUUGUAACCAGGGAUCGCUGGUUCUUUAUGUAGGUCAGUCCAUGUCAGCCAAUAAGUCCAAUUACCAUCAGCCUCUGAAAGAGAACAAGCUCUGACCUCUGCUCUGCUUUCAUGGAGCUGAAAGGAAUGCAUGGAUGGAAAUUCUUACUUUGACACAGACAUUAAAUGUCUUGUAAUUGUGGAAAGACAUCAGGAAUUGGAGGAUUUUAAUGAGUAGAAAGUAGGAUGUGAACACCAUGUGAAUGAAAUGUGAAAGAUAGGGAUUUAACAGUGAUGUGAACAGUCAAUGUUUACCUUAUGAAAUCUAAAAAAAAUAAAAAUAAAAUAAAAACAUACUGUUGAUAGCAGAAGAACGGAAAAUGAUCCCACUUUGUGCAGCACACUCCCUCAGCCCCUCUUCGAGUACGCACCAAAAGCAGCAUUUCCUCCCCCCAAAAAACAGCAACUUAUCGGCAGGGAGAGUGCACUCAAUGAUUCAUACACUCUUUUAAGAGAACUUGAAACCUUGGCUCUAUUUCGGUCCCGGCCUCUCUCUCUUUGCUCACUGCACAAGGGAUGGAGCAGAGGGAUUUAGUGGGACUAAGUAGUUUGAUAUUUCUAUUGGUUUUCUGCGUGUAUUUUCACUCUCUCUUUCCUCUCUCUCACAGUGAUCUUUCUCAUCAUAUGGAGACCAAGGUCAUGGCUGAUUGAAAUAUAAUAGAAGUGUAGACAUCUGGCCUAAUACUGUGGGAAGUUAAAUCUAUUUUAAUGGCCCCUGCCGCAGUGGAUUCUCUCUGAUGCACUCUUGCGCUUCACUGACAGUAAAUCACAAUGUUCUCUUAUUACCCUGACUGGAAUGAGGGCAUAGAGAAAGAACAAUGAGGGAUCCACAUCAUUUGUUUUCACCCCUCCCUUGCUUUUUCCUCUCCUCUGCUCUUCUCUCCUCUCCUCAGCUCUGCGCUCCUCCUCUCCUCUCCACUUCGUUUGCGACUCAUAAAGCAAUGGGCUUAAAGAGAGUGACAUCAUGAAAAUAAAAAUAAAGGGGAUUAUGGGUGAGCUAUUGUGCCAUAUGUGAUUACUGGGGCUUCCAUGUUCCCUUGGGGGGGGAUGAGUGACUACGAGACAACAUAUUUUAUUUAUUUAUACGAUUCUCUCUAAUGAAUAAGAAUAGGAAAUGUGGCAGGUCCACAGUAUUGCCCCGCCUGUCAAAAACAGACACAAAAAGUAGCCUACAGUCCAAACAUUUAAGGAUUUCUUUUUCUCUUUGUCCAAAGGUGCAAAGAUCAGGGAUAUUUUUUCACCCUUCAUCUUUGAUCCAUAACUCUGAGGUUUUUCUCUUAAAUUGUACUGACAUAAGUGUGCAGCCCAUGGCCUUAUUUUGCACCUUUUCAGAGCACUUCCUUUGCAGCUGUGUUUUUAAGAGUUCAGACCCAAUCCAGCACAGGUCCACCUGCAUCUGCAAAGAAGAGUCAGGUCCUUUUUACCCACCUAAAUGAGAUCCAUUCUGAUGUGACAUUUGAGAGAAUUACCAGUGCAUGGGGGAGCAGGGAAGAGGUUAGCUCGCUCCUUUGCCAUUGGUUGAAAAAAUACCACAGCCCACCUUUAGUGACGGACGGUACGAAUGACCCUGAGCUACUAUCGGUCAUGGUGAGAUGCCCCAACCCCCUUUUUCCUCCAACCCUACCAAGCGCACUUCACUUAUCCCAGUUCUGUCUUGCUGUCAGUCAGCCUGUGGGUUUGCUGUUCCAUUCUCCCUCUAUUGUACCCACCCUGUCUGCUUCUCCUGAUACAUCACCUAGAUGGAGUUCCUCGUCAUUUCAAAGUCAGGUCAGAUAGCCUUCCUGGACCCUGUAAUGGUCAGUUGUGUGGCACGCCUCAGAAAUGUUCAACAUUGGCUGACGAUGACUUUGAUUUCUUGCCUUUUUCUCUGCUCUUCAAGGUUGGUCCUUGAAGGUGAUCUCUGAAAAAUAAGAAGUUUUAAAGAUUUAAUGUUGCCAUCCGUCUGUCUGGAAAGCAGGGUGGACAUGAAGACCUUUAUGUAUGCACGGCCAGCUGUUGUUUGUCUCUUAAACCAUGCUGCUCUGUCAUAUUUCUCACAAAGUAGCAUAUGGCUGAAUGACUUUCAAUAGGACACUCUAUACUCAUUCAAAGUUACAUGGAUUUAUAGAACAUUUGAGUUUUUUUCAGAUUAGUUUUAUUUAUAAUCUUAUCAGUGUUUUGAAAGAGAGGAAAUACUUUGAAGUUGUCAGUCACUCAGGCUGUAAUAACAAAGUCCAUCAAAGACAGACAGUACUUGUCCCUCCGUCAGCCAUGACAGGCUGUCUGCUGUACUGUGUUACACUUUUCUUCUCCUCUCCAUAAAGAGCACAUUAUUGUUCCCAGAUGAGCUGUCCCCCACUGAACACCUCAUAGACCAUGAGUGGCUCCACCAAGCUAAUGACUUCAUCUUAUUUUCUCAACCAUUUUGUCAAGGAAACUUUUAGCUUAGCUGAUUCAUUUGUUUUCACUUCAGAUAAGAGAACUAGAUAACUUGACAGGGUGGAGCUGUGUAGUCAUAUAGACUUGUCAAUCCAUAAACUUAUAUGUCGUAGUAAUGUCUUGGGUGUUACAGCAUGUACUCUCCACUUUUCUGACUAUAUUAUGUGAAGGAUGUUAACAUAAACUGUUCUCGCAAGCUUUGCAAAUGGCAAAUCCACACAAACACUCAGACCUACAAGCAGGAGAGGGUUUGUAAAAUCUGUUUUGCUGAAUGAAAAUCUUAGAUAUAUUUUCAUAAAAAGAUUCAGCCAAUCAAAAUAUAUAUUUUUACAGAAUAAAUGAUCAUGGUGUUUCUUAUCCUCCAGGCCUCUGAAGCUGUAACUUGUAACUCUGUUGCUCCUCUAGGUGGUCCUGAGUGUGGUUAGAGGUGGCUUUUGUUGCUAUUAAAUUCGGUACUGCGGUUCUCUCCUACACCACCGAAGUAAGGUCAAAAGAUAAAGCGUAUAGAGUCAGCAAGAGCAAGACUUUUGGCCGAGUCAUUCUUUAAAGGAAAGUUCAGGGUUUUUUGUGGGGUUGUGUGAGGUACUGGCAGAUCAGGGCACUGCAGGCGGAUGUGUUGCCUCUGCAAAUAGUUCACAAACGGAGCGGCUGUCUGGAGACAAAUUAAAGCUCAGCAAAUUUCCUCCUGCGGGUAAUACACCUACCAUUGACAAGUGGCUUAUUACCACACUUAAAAAACCUACCCCUUUAAAGCAGCAUAAAUUAACUUAUGUCAAACUGACUUUUAUGGAUAGAUGAAAAAAUAUGAGAGAACAAACUGUCAAGGAGACUGACUCUGGUGUGGUAUAUGAACACAAAGAAGUAUUAAAACAGUUUGACGGUCUAUAGUAGUUUUGCAGUGAGAUUUUGUCAUGCAGUGUUCCUUAAAGUUGUGGAUCAACUCCUGUUAUUUAAAACCUGUUAUAAAAGUCUUUUUCUUAAUUUUAUUUCAUAGUUUACAUUUAUCUCGUGUUUGUGUUAAUGUCAGCCACCUGCUUCUGGCAGUAAAAACCGUUAGCUCAUCUGUUUUUGUUCUGAGUGAUCUCAGAAUAUCAGAAGUCAUGAACUUUAAUGUUUCCACAGACUAUUCCCAUGAGGGGGAUAAUCUCUGUGUUCAUUUUUUCAUAAAGCCAAAGCCUGCUUUAUAUAGGAUGAUAUUCAGUUUUCCUUGGAGCAAAGUAUCACAUAGUUACACAAGUUAGUUGUAGCUAUAUAGUGUUUGAUGUUAAGUGACAACUGAUGAACAAAGGCAGCUUAGUUCUUUAUUUCUAUGUUUAAAAUGAUGUAUGGAUUCCUUAGAGGUCUAAAGUAAUGUCCUUGUUCAGAAAAAAAAGGAUAGAUUUGCUUAAAUUUCAGCUCUGAAGUGUGUGUGUGUGUGUGUGUGUGGGGGGGGGGGGGGGGUUGAAGGUUAGGAAAAGAAGGCUGAAUCAACAUUUGGCGUUUCUUUCUGACCCCUCUCUCUUUUAUCCACUCCUCUCCAUGUCCUGAAAGACAGAAUAUCUAUGAAUUAUUUAUCUUUAUUUGAAAAUAUUAGACCUGAUAUCCUUGUUCUGUGUCUUAUCUCCAAGGGCAUCAUAAGACGCUAUAAAGAAAAAAUAAAAGGGAUAGUAAACAAAGUUGAAAAACAAGGUACACACCUACAUACAACAAAUGUUUUGAAAGACUUGAGCCUCAAUUACUUACAAGUAUCUUUCUCUCAUUCAUUUUUCUUUCAGUGGUUAGGAGGAGUUUUACCAUCCUGUGGUCCUCCUAGAGAGAGUCCUCACUGUGUUCUGAAGUGGCUAAUUUUCUGAUAGUUUUAACCUGAACAUUAAAGUCCGGCUUUUAGGCUGGAUUAAAGAUAAGGGGAUAGUUAAGAUUGAGUUUGCAUUUAUCUUGCACGGCUAAAAACAGAAUCAAAGUGUCUGCAGGUUAACUAUGUCAAGUUGCCUUGUUAGCAGAGAUAGCACACUAACCUUUUCUCCUUAUGGCAGGCAACCUUAUGCCUGUGCUGGUUAUGCGUCACUUGAGUCUCUGUUUUUCCUUCUACUCUUAAACUGUGCCAUGCUAGAUGCCAUCUGUUAUAUGUGCCUGUUUACAUAGUAGAGUAUUAUGACAUUAUGGAAAUAGCCAUUAUCCAGAGCCAAGCAAAUGGUUGAUGACAAGCAAGGAUGACUUAUAUUUUGUUUAUAUAAUCAUUUUGGCAAUCUGUCCUGUUGGAGCCAAACAUCUAUUGUAUUAUGUAUCUGUUGAGAACUGGGGACCAAAGAAUGAUGUUGACCUCAGCUGUUGUUUAAGUACUUCCAGUAAACCUCCAUUAUGAUCUUGAAAAAGACCAUAUAUAUAUACAUAUAUCUGAAUUACAACAUUGGUUCCCCAAACUCUGACCAUAAAGGUCUCAUAAUCCAAACCAAGUCAUGUCUCUGCCUGAGUUUAACCAGACCUUCAUAUUAGUGGUUCAGGAUGCAAACCAGUCAGAUGAAUCAUGUCGUAGUCAAACCCUUAAGCUAUGGUAAACCUGAAAUAUAUAUAAGAUGAAUUUUGUAUUCUUUGCCAAAGUCAUCUUGUGAACCUUAAAGUAUAUUUCUGUACAGGGCUACAGUUACUGUUACUUUUCUGUCUCAUUUAAAUGAAUUCAAAGUUAUUUUUCAAGUUAAUACAGUGAAGGUAGUUAAGGGUUGAUUUUACAGUAUGGAGUUUUUUUUACUGGUUAUAAAAACAACAGGAACUGAGACUGAUGUGACUAUAUAGCCAACAUCAGCAAACCAGACUAUCACAAAAAAAAAAAUAUAUAUAUAUACAUAUGUAGUUUGGUUUUUUUUUUUGUUUGUUUGUUUGUUUUUUUCUGUUUAGUUAUUUACUCUGUCUCUAAGGGCUGCCAUUGGGUAGGUGUCAGAUAAAGAGAGUUACAGCAUAAUAUUGUGACAGCCUUUGUUUAUUAUGGAUUAUUUAUUUAUUUAUUUACAUCAUUUGACUGUUUGAGCCUGAGAAAUUAGGCUUUUCAUUAUAAAAUACCACCCGCACAUAAAAAGAUCAAAGUCAGCAAAGAGAGUGUAGCUUUGUCGUUGAAUAUGUAGGGGGGGUGAGGUGAUAAUGCAAAUUAGAAUCAUAACCACGUCAGGGUCUUGACUCAAUCUGUAGGGAUCCUACUUCUCACACCCACACACUCAUAUAAUCCUGUGUAUUAACCUGCUGCAAAUGAAAGAUAGAAAUAGGUUAACUCUCAGUCUUGAUUUUAACUUGCUUUAAUUGUUUUAAAAAUUAAUUAUCUAUGCUGCUAAAAAAAAAUUGUCCUUCUGAUUUGUCAGCUGGUACCACUACCAAAGCCCUGAACUUGUUGCAUUAUUUUACAUCUGUUACUAUUUCUUCACAUUUUUCCUCCUCCAGUCUCUUUUCUCUGAUGGUGUCUGGUCAGCUGUUGCUCAAGUCUUAACUUUGUUUCUCUCUAAAUAAAUUAAGAGCCGUAACAAUGUGUGUCCUCCAUGUUUUUUAAAGUUUUUUUCCAGCUUUGUCAAUAAGAAGAGGUGAAAAUAUAAACUUUAUGAAUAUUGAUUUGAUAUGAUGUGUGGGAUCUGGUUGUCCCUGACGUUGCUCUUGCUUUUCGGGAUUAACAACCAUUAUCAGGGAGGAUUUGAUCAGUCACAGUCAAGUAUCAAACUCAGCGGGAUAAUUUGUAAGAAUAAUUCAGUAAUAUUAUUAAUCAUUUUGUUCUGUUAAAAAACAAAAGAAUUUCCAAUUUUAAACCACAGAUAACAAGAAAAAAGUUAAAGCUUAAACACAACAGGCUUGAAUCAGGGUAACUGUGUCAUCAUUAUUACUGGCGAUUUUUUUCCUGUCGAUGAACAAACCAACUAGUUGACUUUUUAUCUUUAACAUGAGUACACCCCCUUCACCAAGGCUCUGGGUGUUAGCGGGGAUCUUUCAGCAUUUCUGCUGCCUCUCUUGUCCUCUGUGUUUUUGUUGGAGGGGAACUGUCAAACUCCCCAGUUCAUCUAACCAAGGGUAAAAUCCUUUCAUUCCUUAUGAUUUGUACAGUCAAUUUCAGUUUUAUUACCAGUUAUUGAUGCACAAACAAGAAAGAUUUGUUUAUAUUUGUCAUAAAAUCCAACCUGCGUAUGCUUGUUAACAGUAAUAACAAAUGACAACAGUAUUAGACAAUGAAGAAAUAAACACUUACCAAACCUUUAUCAUGGGGAAAGGAGUUGUCAGUGAUAAUAAUUCUGAACAAGCACUGAGCAAGGAGGGUGAGAGUUAUAGCAAUGAAAAAAUAGCACAUCACCCCCUGACAGUAAACAUACUCCUCUGUAUUAUUAUUAUGAUUAUUUUCCCCCUAAUGAUAGUGCACAUUAUGAGACUUUUAUCCUAUCUUCAAGCACCAGUUCUCGCCAGUGAGGACAUUGUAGCUGUUCCUCAUCGUUUCUUGCCAUUUGUUUGCUAAAAGUAUUUGUUUGCAAGAUGAAUUGCUGCUCUGGCAGGCGAGAUGACAGCAUACACUACGAUGAUAUUGAAUUGAUUUCUGAAAUGUUGCAGAACGGGACUGGUUGAUGUGUACCACGAGACAUGAAUAAUAAAAAUUCUAUUAAAAAGCUCUUGAAUGGCUGACACUGGAAUAUUAUUUGUGAUGAUUAAUUUUCUUCAGUCAUUAUAAAGGGGAGUUGGCAUCAGAUUGCCUCUGACAAAAUUGCUUUUCAUUCCCUGGUGAAUACCCUUAGUAUGCUUUUUUGGAGCACAAAACUAUAUUUCUCUGCGCAAUAUUAUGUCAAGACAGGCUGGGAAAAGACAAGCACAGGCUCUGCUCGUGCAUCACCUUAUUAGUGCUAUAAAAUCUGUAAGGUUUAACCGGGUUUGGGUGUGUUGGAUACAUUUCAUAAUGAGGGAUGCAAGCUUUGUUUACUCUGGCUUCUCUGUUUCUUUAAAAGAAAACAGAUUGGAAUUAUAAUUACAAGAUUACAAUAUAGCCACUAAGUGAGUAUCAAUGGUGUUUUUCCACGUAAUGAAUUUGAUUAAGUGUAUUUUAAAGGCACGCAGGCUGACAGUUUGUUGCUUUAAAGCUGUCAAGAUUUCUGAAGCAAAUGACUCUGUACAGCAGCUGUUGUUGUCGAACUAAUUAAUUUGCCGUGUACUUUUGUGUUAAAUUAAUUCUUUACACUUUUGCAAGCCCAACCAUUUGCAUUUCUAAUUAUUUUUAUUUCCAGCAAAACAGCCUGAAUCAGCUGCUGCGGCUCAGCGUCUGCUGCAAACAAAUAUCUAAAAAACAAAAGUCAACAGGUGCAUUUAAAAGCCAAUUAUGAAGCUUUUUAAUUACUAUGUAAAGUCCUUUGUUUCCUGUUUUCUCUCUCGGGCUGCUAAAGAACUUAAGUUUGCAAUUUAAAUGUUAUAUAAAAAUUAAAAAGAUAAUUGCAUGAUUGGUACUGCUUGGGAUUUUAAGUUUUGAGUAUUUUUAUUUAAUUUAAUUAUUUAUUGUAUUUUAUUUAUUUUUUUAUUUUUUAUUUAUUUUUAUUUUUUAUUUUUAUUUAUUUAUUUAUUUAUUUUUUUGGGGGGGGUCCUAUGCAUUCCUUCCUCCCCAAAGACAUGCAAAUCAAUGUUGUGAAGCAAUAGACUCCAAAUUGUCCAUUCAGAGAGAAUAUGGGUAUCUGUCAUUUCCCCCAUGUUUCCUUUUAUUCUUAAAUGUUCAAAAACCAAAACAACUAUUUAGAUUAUCUAAGACUUUUUGAGAACAGAGUCUUUGUUCCAUCUUUUUCCAAAACUUGAUCACUUACCUUUCUUUACCUUUGCAGAGCUACUCCAGUCAGGGCAGAGGAAACAGUGGAGGGGGAGGAGGAGCAGGCGAUGAAGACUAUGAGAUCCCCCCCAUUACUCCCCCCAACCAUGCCGACCCCUCUCUGCUGCACCUCAUGGAGCACGAGUCAGGUUAUCCUUUCCACUCUCUGCCUCACAAUGGCCUGCUCAACACCUACUCCUACCCUGAGCUGCCCGCCCUCAUGAUGUCCAACAUGCUGGGUCAGGACACCCACCUCCUCACGGGGCCCAUGCACUCGGUGAGUGCACUUUUCUUUUUUCUUUUUCAUCUGUCCCUUUUUUUUUAGCUACAGCCCUUUGUGAACAUGUGAGUCAAGCGCUGUGGUAGGCUAUUAGUCUCUGUGGUCAGAGGUCUGGAAGUCAGCACACAGAACAUUUUCUCUGAAGGCUUAACAUGUUGGUGUCACAGAGAGUUCAGUCUUUUCAAAAUGUUGCCAAAAAAUAUUGAUCUCAUGAGACUCCACUCUAGCAAUGAAGUCUUUUAAACGGCAAUAAAGCGGCAAAAAUGACAAAUUCUUCUCUGUGCCGUUCUUAAUAGUCUCAGAUAAUUCUUUCAUUAUAGCAAAGUGCUCUUUUAUUAGAGUGAUAAUUAGGCCAGUUAGAGGCCAAGGAAGCUGAGACAGUGAAGUCGGAGCAAAGCUAGAGUCUGUACAUGCAACAUUUAUAAAUACAGAGAGCUGCUGCCUCUUUAACACGCAGACCUUUGCAGCAGAGCUCCUUUAAUAUCUAUUCAGCUGCAAAACUCAAACAUUUCAUUGCCUGAAAGUGAGCUAAGAGAGGGAGCGGGUAACUGGCUGCUACACAUUAAUGUUGGUCAUGAUCAGCAAAGCAAAAGAGGAAAAGGAGAGGAAAGACGGGGUUUGAAAGGAAAAUCUUGAGGUGGUGGGGGAGUAUCCCUCGUCAGCUACUUCUUAUUUUCAAAAGGGUACUCAGGACCCCCUUUCCCCUCUCCAGUAAAGGGACUUUUUCUUGUGUUAAACACGCUUCAGACCGAACAUGUAAACACCCCUGGCUAACACAUUCAAAUGCUUUAAUCAUGGGAUCGAACCAGAUGAAUUAUAGAUGGCCUGUGUGGUGAAUUAUUCAACGUUAUAUACUUUCAUCUGACAUAAAUAUUACUUUUUUUUCUCUCUGCCCUCCAUCAUGAAUAUUUAUGCUUUAAUGUGAGCAUCCGUGGCAUUUAUCCUCCGUUAAUCAGGUCUUAUGUGAUUUUCAGAAUCAAACUGCAUAAGUUGCAGGCUCCAUUUUUUUCCGUGGGUGGUAGCUAAGGCCUCCAUUAAAGCCAGUCUUCAGGAUUAGGUCACAAUCCAUGGAGAGUGUGCUGAAUAUGCUGGGUGCAGGAGAAAGAUUCUGCCAUCGGGAACAUUGAGAGUUGAUUUGCUUUUUUAUGUGGAUGGCUGCUUUAACAAAUCCUAUAAAAUCAUUUUAAUGGGUUAUUCCAGUUGAUGACUCACAUUUAAACUGUGUUCCUGGAUGCCUUUUUGCAUUAUGCAGCAAAAAAGUUCAUGUGAUAUGCAUUCAAAAGUAUUUGUAACAAAGCAGCCCCUUUUGGCCAACAGCAUUUAAAAAGGAAAGAGAGAGGGAGUGCCUGUGUCUUAAACAGCUUUUGUUUCACCUUUGCAAUUAUUUAUUCUCAAAUAGCCCUUCAGGGUAAUGUUCCAUUUUCUUAUUUCACACCCCCUUUUCUCAUAAAUGAACCGUCAUUGCAAUAAAUCACUGCACAAACAGAGACUUGCACACACUGUGAAAGGUCCAGAGAUUUAUGUAACACAUUCAUGUUUCCCACUUCCACAUUUUAGUACUACUCUAGCAGGGCCCGGCUAAUAAUAGCCGCUAUUAAUAUUUCUUGUUGCCUAGCAACCCCUGCAAGUAAUAGCUUACUCUGGAAAAAUAGAUGACCGAUAAGGAAGAAGGAAGGUGGGGGCUGGUGGGGUUGGAGUGGGGGGAUUCAAUUCAUUUAUUAUCUCCUGGGACAAGAGGAGCUUAUUUCUGAGGCUGCUGAAUAAAAAAGUGGGCUGUAUAUUGAGAAAUAUUUUAAAGCAAUUGGAGAUGACGUUAUUUUCAUUUUGGAUUCAUUAGAGAUGUGUCAUUCCAUGUUUCCCCAACAAAGUCAAUUAACCUUAAUUUCAUACUGAUAAAGGUGUAAUAAGGAAGAUUGAAUCUCUUUCUGCUGAAUGCUUAAAGAAUAAUAGGGCUGAAUGGGAAUAGGCUUUCUGUGUAACCAGGAUCGGAAAUGAAGAGACAAGCCUUUAGCUUUGUUGUGUUGUAUUAACAAAAGCUUCCAAGACAAGUAUUGGAGGGGAUAGCUGGAAAACCAAAACGCUAAUCAUUCAACAGUCUUGUUUCACUGUUGUUGAAGAAGCAAAUAAAAAGUCAACAGCAUUACCUUAAGGAUACACAUCUCUUCAAUAAAAGCUAUCCUUCAGCACACAUAAAUCUCCUACAAGUACAAGCUCAGCUGGAGCAACAGAUAUGCUUCAUCUCAAGGGAUGUUGUUGCUGGUUUUUGUACAACAUUUAGCCUAGGGCUAAAGCUCUGUAAACUUCUCCCUGCUUUGGGAUUCUCUUUUUCAGCUCACAUCGAUCUUACUGCAAACACAGUUAAAUCAUUACAGGAUUGGAGCUGUGGAUUGGCCGUCAUCAUCAUGCUGAAAAGGCACACCAUUUUCAACAAUUUGUCCUGGUGGCUUUGAAGUAUGUAAUAUAUGUGAAUUUCUUGUUGACUAUAUCACUAUAGUAUGAUUUCUGGCCCAAAUAACCACGCAUUCCUCUGCAAGAGCCUUAUAUUUUCUAGUAAAAUUUGUUCUUUCUGACAGCCUUUACUAUCCAAUUAUGGCUCCACAGGAAGCAGAAACAUUAGCUGGUAAAACAAAAGGAUGUGCAGCAGAUGGAAGAAAACAGGUGUCAAACAUUGUGUCAGGGAAAGUUUAGAGCUGUAACAUUUGAUGAACAUUGAGGGUUUUUUUUCUUUUUCAAUUUUCAAAUGGCAUUUAAAGUCCUGUGUUUAGUUUUACAGUUCUCUCUUCUGCAGUCACGUUGUUCAUAAUAGUCUUAACAGCCUGUUUUGAGCCAUUUGUCAAACUUGAAAUUGCACCACUUUUGAAAAACUCCAAUAAGCAGCAGGAUCAACAUCAAGUUAUAAAUGGCUGAGCUGUCAAUCAGAAAUGCUUCUAUAUUCUUUUAACUCCUCCCCAUAGCACUGACCUACCCGUCCGUUUCUGUAAGUCAAGACAAAAAGGGGCUGAGUCUUGGAUGACUGCAGACUGUAAAAUGUAGUAUGCCUUAGAGUGGAUGCUUAUCGCUGAGGGAGACUCCCUGUCUCACCCCAAGCUGUCAGCGUUUCUGUCACCCUUGUGCCUCAGGAAGACGUGGCACCCGAGGGUCUCAUGUUCAACAAGCCCCCUGAUCGUUGGGGUCUGGCUGAGCUACAUGAAGAGGGGAUAGGUGAAUGAGAUCUUGCUCUUUGAAAAAAAUUAAAGGAAACUCACCAGCAGGCAGUAAUGAGAGGUCAUGGAGGAGUUUGCCAACCAGGCCCAACACAGAUCCUCAAGGGCAUCUAGUACACUUAAAUAUUGAAACACAAGCUCCUGCCUCAUUAUCGGUCUGACAAAGCUGAUGGGGUGUGUGUGUGUGUGGGGAGGGGCACCCCUGCAAUGACAAAAAAGUAGCUGCCAGUUCUACCAAUUUAUAAUACAUGAUCAUAUUUUGGUUGUUGAAAUGUAACGUGAUUCUUGUGUAGUAUUUUUGAAGGAAGAGUGAGGUGCUGCCAGCAAGUGAUCCUUUAUGUUGUGUUUUGUUGAAUUAGUAGCAGUAACCAUUGAGUUUUGAACUGAUUUGGAGUCUUUGUGUCUGCUAAAUUCAGUUUUCUUUAAGUCCUGAUUUUCACAGUCAGCAUCAACACUGAGAUUGGGCUGAUGAUUUGUUGUUUACAAACAACCUGAGCCUAAAAGCCAGCUGUUGUGUGUGAAUAAUUCCAUGAAGACCUGAAGGAGUUCUUGCUGAGCCAAAUAAGCCUGAAUUGCCAACACUAGGGCCAUUUACACUGAGGUAGACUACCUGAGACGAAGGAUCCAAACUUGAUAUGGAACAAUGGAUAGCAGACAGUUUGAGCAAGAACAUGUGGUGCCGUAUAGCAAAGCUAUAGAAACAGGACCACACCUCAAUGGCCAAUCUUGCAGGACUUUUAAUAGAGAUUCUAUGGUUGUUCAUGCUGGUGGCACCUCCAUGGCAACAAAUUCUCAUCAGCCUUCGACUUAUUGACAUUUUACUAAGUUGUAAUUACUUUCCUAUAUGUCUAGCAAUAUUACAAAAACUAAGGCAUUUGUCAAAAGAAUGUGAGUUGGUAUGUUUAAUAGAAAAUAAAUAAAUAAAAAACUAGUUAAAAAACUGAGCCAUAUUCUCUAUAAGACCCUGAAAUGUUUUGCAUUGAUAAAUUGUGUGUUUUGCCAUGUGCAGCAUGUUCAGCUGUGGUGCAUUGCAGUGGUCCAAGUGUGUUUACUGGGCGUGUAUGUACACUUUUAUUUAGUGGAUCAGUGUUUUCAUCUGUUAUUGGAAAUUUGUUUUGCAUCACUUGACAUUCAGGACACCAGGGGAGAGGCUGUAUCUGUUUUGAUGCAUUGACAUUAAAACUGUAUUGACAGCUGUAGUUAUUGACAGUGUUAGGACAGAUGGAUGGAGACCUAUUAAACAGGUCUAAGUAAGAAUAUCAUUGUCCACAAACCUGUGUUGUAAAUCAUCUUAGACAAGAAAUAUUCAGACCAUGAUUCUCUGGAAUGUAGAAAAGAAGAAAAGUCAUUUUAAGUAAAUGAAAGUCGACAUCAUGUGUUUGUUUGAAACUUUGGGAUCACCUUUUCAGACUACACAGCCCUUCUUCUGUAUAGAAGAUUUAUAUCUAAUGAAAAAAUCUAAAGAGAAAAAACCUAAUCUUAUAAAACCAUCACUCAAAAUUGCAGUUUGACUUGACUUCAUACGCUCAGUGCAGCUGGAUUACUUGUGUUUUUAUAAAUUGAAACACCAAUCUUUUUUCCAGUGUUGGUUUGAGACAUAUCUCAUAUGACCUGCUUGCUCUGCUGCUUUUCACUGGGAUAGAUAUGACAUCUCAGUGACGUUCCCAGAUAAAUCACUGUUUGUAACAGAAGAAAUGUUUUCUGUUACAGCUUUUCAUUCCACAAAAAGACGGAUGCCCUUCAGUGCUACCCUCCACCACAGGGGUGAACAAUGUGUCUUGUAGUUGUCAAGAGAAAUGACAGCGAGAUAAUUGGUGGGGCACUCCCGUUUCCUUUAAACUGAAACAAAUAGGCUUCCAAAGAGAAGUGUGCUUUUAAAAAGUAAAGCUUUGUUUUUGCCGCUUAUCAUGCAGCAUUCACAUUCAAGUAAUGAAGAAGAGUAUUAACGGAUUGAGCAUUAAAAACAAAUGCUCAUUCAUUUCACUUCAUGAAUAUUCAUGGCACUAAUUCAAAUAACCUUAGGCGACUGUUACGACUAAUGAAUAUUUAAAACAGCUUGGUCACACAGAUUUGAACAUUGCAUUACAGCUGACUUUCUGGGAUCAUCAUGAACAAGGGUAAACAAUUAGGAAAAGCAAAAACAGCUUUCAGUGGUGAUCAAAACACAUCUGGGAAACAAUAUCUCAUGUUGUCACAUUAGUUACAGGCCAUUGACGCUCCAGAGGAGAUGGCAUGCAAGAGGACGGCAAGGUUAAGAGUCAGCAGCAAUCAUAACUGGAAGUUUAUGUCGUUAUUCGCUAAUGAAACAACUGCAAAAGUUGAGCAAAAAAAAAAGGGGGGCAAAAUUUAUCUUCUUAAAUUUAGUCCUAAAAGGAGUCCUUAGUUGUCUUGUUUGGUGCUUAUACUCUGAAAGAGUUUUUAAAAACUAAAUAAAUAAACAAGGACCUUUUAGAGCAAGUGUUAAGUUCACUGCUAAUGUUUACACCUACUGUGCCACCCUGGAUCAUAAAAAGUCGACACUUUACGAAGCUGUGAGCAGGAGAACCCUAUACUGCCCACUCCAAAGGGGACCUCUGCUGUUUCCUCUGAGGGAUCAGCGCGGCGACUCGUCCUCCUCGCCACCACCGCAACGCUAAUUAGGCCCACCACAAAGCCAGCCUGUGGGGAUAAUGUCCCAUUAUUAGAGUCAUUUGUUUCAAUUAACCGCUCUGUGAUUCUACAAUAGCACAGCGCAGCCCAGUGCAAAAAAGCCAUUACUCUCGCCCAAGGAACCACUGGGGUUUGGGACGGCAGUGUUUGUAGGAGAGGUUACAGAUACCUGCUGCCUGCCAGCGGUAGUGCUGUCUGGCUCCACUUACCGCACAGUCACUGCUGAGCUGUUUCAGUACAGCAAAAAAGUCCUUAUUCACAUAUUUCCUGAGCUUUUACAGACAGAUAUUGGCUUUGUUGCCUCUGAGAAUUCGAAGUGUUUGUUCUUGUGUGCUUCAGUGGAAGCUGCUCAAAGAUUAGUUUGAGGGAUUGUUGACUUGAGCUUGGACCGCAGAGAACUACAGGCUGUCUUAACUCCCUUUUACAUGCCCAGACCAUUGUGGUUGACUGAAUUACUGCUCUGCUAAUGUGUACUUAUGCUGUUUUGGUCUUUUUUAGACUGCAAUCAGGUUCCUUUCAGAGCUUUUUUGGGGCACAGGGCCCUUUUUCUUUCUUCAUCUCAUGCUUUACUUUGUUAACUCAAAAUAUUUUGCCCUGAAUUUUUGGAGUUUUACUUUCGUAUUUUUUUUUUCAUCUCUUUAGAGGACAAAGACAGAGAAGAUAUGGGACCUGUGAAUUAAAAACAACUCCAGUGGCAGGAACCAGCUACCUCUGAUAAAGCUGUUUGUACUGUUUUGCCCUUGCAAACUGCCUUCUGUUGGACACAGCUGGAGGCUGAAUGAACCGACUGCUUGCAGGUUGCAUAAGGGAGAGUUUAAAAGAUUAUGGAGAGAUUUUGUGGCUGGUAUAAGAAGUAUGACAAAAAAAAACAGUUGACAAUCUCAAUGUCAGUUCACUCUUUCCUGGUCAUUUGCAUUUUGUUUUAUCAGCCACAAGCUUCACUGUAUGCUGCCUCGAUGUCUUUGAGCACUUAAAAGCAGCAGUACAAAGAGGCUUAUCAACUUCAAAUGCUUCCGAAUACAAUAUUUCAGAGCACUUUUUAGGUCCUUUCAACAGUAGAUAAUGGAAACUUCGAUUGUUACCAAGAGGUUGCUGCCCUGUGAUGCCUCUGUUGCCAGGCUCUCUCAUUGGCUUUCUCCCCCUGCUGUGCAGAUGUUUACAAAGAGACAUCACCAGCUCACAUUAAAGGGUUCAAGUUGUCCCCUCCGGCAGUUGCUAUGGAAAUAACCCGGCUACGGUCGCUCAUUCAUGUUUGAUUAAUUGUUUUUUCCUUUCCACGCUGUUGCCUUUACAAAGACCUCAUCAUUGGAACAUUUCAUCUUGAAAACAAACAAUAGAAGAGGAUGAAUACAUCCAAAUCUGUUUUAUUCAUUUUUCCUGCUUUGUGGACAUUGUGUGGAUGUUCUGUGGUGAUAUAAGUCUUCAAAAUUGUAUCAAUCUUGUAUUAAUCUUGAUAAAAUCUUGCCUGUGAAGCCUUACAAUCAUUAAGACUAUUUUUAUUUCUUUUCCCAGACUUACCUGGUCUGAAGAUAAGCAUUUUCUCUUUUUUCCCUCCUCCUAAAUUGCAGUGUGUAGUGCUGAGCUACAGCAACCCACUGGGGCCAAUUAGGAUGCCAGCAGAGCCAGGAAGUGCAUAGCAGAUGCUUUUGCCACUAUUUAUUAAAAUCCAAUCUGCGGGGGCCCCUCCAACAGCUCGUUAAACUACCGUUAAUCUAAUUAGCUCUCACUUGCCACUGUUUUCACCACAUUACCAAAUACAAGGGCCUCGACUUUGCAAUUUAGACUGAUUGAGUAGGUCCAGCGCUGUUAGGCAAAGCAUGUAGGGGAGGAGCUGCUGAGGGAUGUCAGUCAUGUUUCCCAGGCAGAUAAAUCAUGCAGCUUAGGCUUUAGACUUGAGUUUGAAUUAAAAUAUCUGCAAUGGGAAUACUGGUCGAAAUCCAAUCCACUUUGCCUGCUCAGUAGUGCAAGCCUGCAUGUCUGAAACUCUGCUGAAAUACCCCACAUCUUAAAGACCUUGAAUAUUUGCAAUGGCACACUAUCAGAACUAGAUACAAAUUCCAUAAUAGGUUUAGUGUGGAUCAGGUCUGUCCGAGUCUCUCUGAUGUCCUUUCAUGUCUGUUAGAUCCUGACCAUGAUUCUGCACUUCCGGUUCAUUAUUGUUUGGGCUGGGCUGUAUUUUUUAUUUGAUGAGUGCAGCUCUCUGGACAAGUGCCUGCUUCUACUCAGAGAUCUAUGCAGCCGCUUUGACAUGCAGUCCUGCUCAUUGCUUACAGAUGGUCUGUCUGACAUGGAGCUGUAAUAGCUUCCAGAUGACAAGAGCGCUGUAUAUAUUUUAAGACAUAUCAUAAUUCAUCAAGACUUCAUGUUGAACUAUGGGAGUACUUCACCAAAACAGAUAUGUAGAAUUUAUAGCAACCUGUAGUUUGACUAUUACACAUUUUGAGAUAUUUAAACAGGAUGUAAGAAAGUAUUUUAACAAGCAUCUUGUGUUUUGGCUUCCAUCAGCUUUAGUUUAUAUGCAGCAGAAAUUCUUGAAUCUCAAACAGCUUUGUUUACAUUCUCAGUCUUCCUGCCAACUUUUUUAAGGCCACAAUCUCUAUAGCAUUACAAAAAGGGGCACUUUGAAAUGCAAGGUGAAACCAACAUCUAAAUGCAUGAAACAUAAACCAAAAUGUGAUCCCACAUGAUCCUUCACCCUCAUUAUGGAAACUUAACAAAGACUUGCUUUCUCUCACCCAAAACAAACUCCUUUGCUGGUUCUAUAAUCAUCUGAUCAUACAUUUUAAGCUCGGAUUGUCACCUGAAAAAACAUUUAUCAUACUCUUCUCUUACAAGAUGUAGAAAACAACUGGAACUAUAUGGAUUAUACUAUUGACAAACCUGCUGACUUUGUAGCCCCUUAAAAAAUCCUUGUUCCAGUAUUUCUGUUGUAAUACACAACCUUCAGGAGUCCACUUUUAUCCUUGAGGCUGUGAGUUACAGCUGGUGAAAAAUUCAUAAAAAUUAUAUACGGCAUCUUGAAAUUACAUUAUUCUCACUGCUGCUUCUCUAAGUAUGGCCAUUUAUCUAUUUAUAAACCCACAAAGGCUUAGGGUGUGUAACAGCUGCACUAAGCUGAGCUGCUCUUCAGUAUGCUGCUGGAGAGGACCUUCACUGCAGAGGAGAUAUACUCCACUCUGCCAUGUGCACAGUUUAUCACACAAUAUUGUUUGAUUUCUGUGGUCAGCUCCUUAAAUUCUAUGGUAUGAUCAUUAAUUUAAUAGGAUAGUGUGACUUGGAACAACUAGAGGUCAUGUGCCAUGGAUACUUUCAGAUUUAUCCUUUCAUCAGAGUCUUUCUUUAUAGUCUGUUAUCAUUUUUUUAAAUUCACCACAUGUAGCAUGUUCAAUUCUAUAUGUUUAGCAACAGUUUUAGGGGGUUGUAGGUUGUAGGUAGUGAUGAAACCGUCAACUAUAAUCGCUUUUCAUUUUUCCCCUGAGCAGCCAGACAUGUUUAGCACUGAUAUAGCUGGUGAAGUCAAAGAACUGAUGCGACACUUCUUUCACAAACCAAAACAUGAACCGAAAUCACAGAUAACAUGUCAAAGAUCCCCAGGGCUGGUUCAGUCCACAACAGAUCUAAUUACUGGUUACUGACAGGAAUGACCCGGGCUGAUCAGAACCAGGACAAUCUUUGGGCUGAGUUUAAAUGAAUCAUUAUUUGUUUUGAAUACCAUUCAGUACAAUGCUCUUAAGUGGCUUUUAGGUUUAAGCUAAGUGCUGAGUAAUGCUGAUGUGGUCUCCAGAAGUUUCAUAAUUAAUCUGCUGUCUUCAACAAUAAUUUCUCAGCAGUAUUUGUUUAUUUUUAAUUGCUGCUAAGAAAAGUUGUCCUGCAUCACUGAGGUGUUCAGGAUCAUUCAAACAUUUCCCUGCAGAAGAGUAGCACGUAAAAAUGAGACAAUCACGGGUUCUCUGUUGCUGUUUCCAAAGUGUUUAUAUCACAGUGAAAUCCAAUGCUUCGUAUAUUUUCCCAUUUUACAGUUGUUUGGCUUGAAAUCCAUUGAAGUGUAGUACACUUUAGCAGUGGCUGGCAUUCAGAUGUGAUGGAGUGCUGUGCUCAGUAUCUGCAUCAUGCUUUGGUGUAAUGAGCCUCACUGUAAAGAGAAAGCAUAUCAGUGCAUCACCUCUGAGUAGUUCCUGUUUGUUUUUAUGGCCUUUUGAAAUCGAUACGCCAUGCAGCACUUUCCACUUUGCUGUUCAGUGAUGAUGAUGAUGAUGAUGAUGAUGAUGAUGCAUAUACUCAGGAGGCUGUGAUUGGACAAACACUUUUAUACUCUCCUGUAUUAUCACCUGGUUUUAUUGUCUAAUUUUCAUGUCUCUUAAACUCUGACGGUCUCUGCGUGUUCACCCGUCCUUUUUUAACAACCCUCUCCUCUCCAUACCCCUCCCCCUUUUUUAUCUGCUCACUCUACAUCAAUUCUCUCUCUCUUCUUUGCAUCUCACACUCUUCACUCCUCUGUCACUCUUUCCCUCUAUGUCUCUCUGUGUUGUUUUGAUGGUGACGCAGUUAUCAGGCUGUCAAUUCUAAUCUUCUCUUGCCAGUGCAGUGCUAUCCAUUCAGAAUUACAGCUACCCCCUCCUCCUAUCCUCAGUCUCUCUCUACCCAAAUCCAACGCUACACCAUCUCUCUCUCUGUCUCUCUCUCUCACUCUCUCUCUCUUUUCUCAGACAACACAAACGCUGAUGAUGUGACACUAGAGUUCACCCGAUUGCAAGUAAAGUAGACACCUGCGUAGAAAAUAUAUGUGAGCUCUUUUGUUCUCUACAGUACAUGUAGAUUUACCGAGCAACAGUCAUGUUUUGUUUUUGGCAUAUGUUCACGUUCGAAUUAUGUCAAGUUGUGAUGAAAAAACAAUUAAAAAAAAUACAAGAUAUCACCUUUUACUGGGCAAAAUUCAAGUUUACACGUACAUUAUCAAUCCAGUUAGCUUCUCAGUCACAGUUGGAAGAACACGUGGAUCAUGUCAGGGAAUAUUAAAACUUGAAGUGUUUUCUGACAGCAGAGUAAAGCCUCUAAAAGUGUAUAUAAAUAAGUGUUGUAUCAGUGUUAUCUAGGUUGGUCUAAAUACACAUUUAGACCAACCUAGAUAUGUGGGUCAGAGUUUCUCUACUGAAAAAAAAAUCAAAUCUCAAUUCACAAAUAUAAAAGUUUAGAUUAAAUUGAAGCUCAAAACCUUUUUUUCGUGAAGACAAAAUCUGAGAGGAAGUCCUUGUAAAGCUGCAGAAUCAAAAAGCCGUUUUACACACUCGCCAUUUUCACAUCAACUCUUAAAAUGUAAGAAAUCUGUCGUACGAGACCACCAGAUAUGAAUCUCUCAGCUGACAGUGUCACAAUAUAGACCAGAAUGCAAUGCAGCCACAAGAUGUUGCGUUAUGAAUAAGGGAUGUGACCCUCUCUUUUUCCACACUGAAAACAACAGCUGUCAAAAUCAUUACGCUGCUCUGCACCUGCAUGAGAAAAGCACAGAGAAUGAGCUUCAUAUCAUAUAGUGGGUGCAUGGUGGAUAUUUGUUUAUCCACUCAAAAUCAUUUGUGAUGCCAGCUUAAACCACUCCUAUGAAAAUGUUUAUGAUGGGGGGGGGGGGUGAAUGUUCCCACAUUUGCAUAGCAUUAUAUAAAUAAAGCCACUCAAAUAAUCAUGAUGUUUGUUAUCUGAUAUCUGAACUUGUUAAAUCUGUAAAACCCCAGCAAAAAAUAAAAAUAAAAUAAAAUAAAACUUUUAAGAAACAAAAACAAUAAUAUUAUCAGUGGAGACUCAUGCCAGUCCAUUUGAUGAAAUUUUCAACUGAACAGAUGUUUGAGAUAUGAAUGUGUGAGCCAGACAGUUUUCUCUUCAUUCUGUGUUUUUUUUUUCCUGUCAGCUGUUGCCGAUAAAAAUGUGCAAAUAUUACUCUCAGAUCAAACCUAGUUACCUUGAGCUGAGCUUGAUCCAAUGUUCCUUUGUUUAGAUUAAAGGUUGAGCAAAAUUAAAUGUGGUGUGAUCAUCCUAAAUACGUCAUCAGAAAGAUUUUUAAUUGGUUUGCUCUAACCAAUGAAAGGCAUCCUUGUACAUGUCGUCAGUGUGUACCUAAGAGCAAAUAUGUCUUAUAAUGCAGUUUACUAUGUCCAAUUUCACAGUAAGCUGAAUCUCUUGAGGUAUUCUAAGCCAUCUUUAUUCACUGUCUGUCAUCUAUGUUCUUUCAAUAAUAUUUCUUUUUGUCUGUCGGCUUGCAGUAAGUUCCUAAACAUGAAUCUCAUGCAAUAAGAGAGGAGAUGAAUAAAGCAAUGGAAGAAAAUGCCCCUUGUUCUCCUGGUUGAUUGUAUGUAGCUGCGAGCUGUUGAGUGUCAUCACUCUUUCAGCUGCAUGAAUACAUGUGAAUUUUCCUGGAGAUUAUUUAGCCCUCUCUCUUUUUUUUCUAUUUUGUCAUUCCAUUAGCUCUACCUCCAGUUUAUUCUAUUUUCACUUCAAAGGCUCGGGUGGAACAGAUGUCGUUUCAAAUGCCUGUCUUCUGCCUCAUUGCCUAAAAGUGAGGGAUGAUUAUUUUUUAAUGAAACCAGGCGCACUCACACACACACACACACAAAAAUGAAUAUUACCUGUAAGCUGUGAAAUAGACAAGCAAUACUUUCACAUCAGCCUGAAUGAAAACAUCCAUUCAUUUCCGCACAGCACAAAAGCCAUUUUGAAGUUUUUCUUCAGCUGCCAAAUGUGCUCCUGGACCUUGAAUUUUGAUUAGUUAAUUUCAUGCUGUGUGAAAUACAGUGUGUUGUUGGGCUGCGAAUGCUUUUUCUGAAACAAUGCAAUUUUCAAAGGCAGUCAUUUCCUGUUUUCCAAUUGACGGUUAAAGGGGGAAGCAUGGCUGUUGCUUAAUCCCAUGAUAAGUAUGCAUUAGAUGGGUUUGAGCGUCUUUAAAUGUCCUCAAGUUGCUGUUUGAUAUCCGCACAGGGACAAAUCUUUUUCACGGUUUGUUCUGCCUCCCUGCUGCGUUUUAACUCUGAAACGCAGGAUCAGUGGAUCAUGAAAGAGAACAGUCAAAGCUGUUUAAAAUUUCUAAAAUGCAACCUGAUGAUACAGGAAGUUGGCAUCAACGAUGGGCUCCUUUUGCCAAAGUAAAGGAGUUCACUUGACUACACUAACAGUGUUUGGGUAGCUCUCCAUAACCCCUCAACCGUAAAUAGAGCACAUAAACAUCCUUCAUUGCACAUAAUACCAAUCUAUAUCAUUAUAUAUUCAGUAUGCCAUUAUAUCUUCUAUUAUAUGGAUGGAAAUUGGAUUGUUUUUCAUGCCUUUAUAGCAACCAAGAAAUCAGGUUUACUGAUGUUCCACCGAUACUAAUGGCAACAUCAAGCCGUCACUUCUUCCUCCUUUAGUUGCACCUCUUCUCUCUUUCUCUCCUUAUCUUCCUCUCUUUCUCCCUCUCUCUCUUUCCACUCUUUUCCUCUGCCUCUCCCUCCCAUGCUUGAUGUGUUCUCUUCUCAGCAAAGAAGGCAAUUUCCAUAUAGAAUCACAACCAGGAUCAGGUGACCUGGAUUUGACUCCCCCGUCAAAGCCCUGCACGGAAAAUGAAAAUGUAUUCAUGUGUAUUGCAUAGAGUACAUCACACAGAUGUGAGCGCCUUUUUUGCCUCCUGAAAAUUCACUGAGAUUGCAGUAUGUUAUUGUUGACAGACCAGCUGGGUACAUGCUAUGAAAAAUAUAGAUUUAAUCCCUUUUUAUGGUUGCUUCAGGAAGUGGGAAUUGAAUUCUAUGCAAUCUACAUAAAGGAGACGAAAUAAAGACUGAAAGCAAAGCAGAAAAUAUCCAUGAAUCCGGGGAUUCAACCAAGUGAAAUCAUGUGAAUCUGCAACCAAUGAGAAUUUAAUUAGCCCAAAUCUCUCUCCCCUUAUCCUGUGUUUACUCAGUUCCUCCAACCUGCCCCCUUCCCCCCAAACACCCCAGAGGCUAACCUGUCUCACUGACGUCCUGUUAGUCUUCAUUCACCCAUGUCUGCAAAUUGAUCUGUUUUUGUCUUCUUAGAACAAGCUGCGGCUGCUCUUCGCAGAACUCCUCUGCCUCUGUCCAGCAGUGGUUAUAUGUUCUGUUCAGCUUUUUUCAUUUAUUUGGUGCACAGAUGUUAGUUUUGAUGUGAUAUAAAUACAUAACCUUUGCAAAAAGUACCUUAUUGUGUGAGUGCAUCAUAUGUGUAAAAACACCUAAAGACUCCUGAUAUAUGACCAACUAUGUCCUUUUUUUCUCUCUUCUCUUUUCUCUUUCUCCCCCUUCUUCUUUCGGCCUGUAGAUAAGCAAUGAGAAGCGGGCCUCAGCAGACAUGAUGAAGCCCAAACCUAAACCCCAAAAGAAAAAGAAGAAGAAGGACCCUAAUGAGCCACAGAAACCUGUGUCAGCCUACGCCCUGUUCUUCAGAGACACCCAGGCGGCCAUCAAGGGCCAAAACCCCAAUGCCACCUUUGGGGACGUGUCCAAGAUUGUGGCCUCCAUGUGGGACAGCCUAGGAGAGGAACAGAAGCAGGUAUAUAACAUGUGUUUCCCAUAUCUGAAAAUAAAGAGUGCAUCAGAAAACACAUUACAUUAACAGUCACCCACUGAGGGCUUUCCCUGACUUUAUGUGCUAUGUAAUUACCAGAACAUUUCUGUGAGAUACCGCUCACCUUAAUGAACUACUGUUUCCUCCUUCCAAAGAUAAUCCAUCCAUUUAUCCCCACUCCCCUGACUCUCAUAAAAAUGAUUUUCUUUCUAAAUUUAAUUCUUGCAAAGGAAAAGAGAAGAAGGGAAGGGGGAUUUUCAGUAUAACAGCAGCUAUAAAACAUUUGGAUACUAAGAAAGUUGGACAUUUAACAGGCUACAAAUUGUCAAUGUGGAAAAAAUAUAGAUACAUCUGGCAAGAUUUCAGGAGCAGAGAACUAAGAUAUUAUGCAGUAGGUAAAAACACUCAAACUUGUGAGCUUUAGUGCUCCCCUGAAUAAGGAAAGGAUCAGUUAUGAAUGCAAACACACAAACCCUUAUCAGUGCUCUUCUUCCCAAAAAGUUUCUCGUGGCUGUGCUGUGUCCAUUGAAACUAAAAAUGCAUUUCCAGAAAUAUAGCGGAAAAGGUACAAUAUAACAUUCUUUGCCAAAAACUUUAACUCCCACAAAGCUCCAGGCUCAGGUAAGGUCCACACUUCCUGUGUCCCUCCAGCCCCCGUAGCUGAUGCCUCCACACCAUGCAUCUUCAUUGGCCCUCUGACAAGCAAGGAUGUGUGAAGUUCUCAUUUCCUCUCUCUAUAUUUAUAUCUCUUGCCUGCUAUUUUGAUCCUGCCUAGAAUACAGAAUUAGUGAUCCACCCCCCACCUCCCCACCCCCCUCCACCCUCACUAUCGUCUUGUCCUUGGAUUUAGCUGAAGGGCAUCUCAGCUAUCCAGGAGGAGAAGUCUGUUGUUUUUGUUGCUGUUUAACUUCUUCUCCAGCUCAGAGGUAAUAGGUAGGAAAGGCUAAUGAUGACAGACUUAUAAGAGGUCUAAAUGUGUUGCCUCAUGGGUAUUCAACUCCAGGAGAAAGCACAGCUGUUAGCUUGUUUCACUAUUAGCAACUCUCUUGGGAUGGAGGAGGUUUACCUUUAAUAAAAGGUGCUGUGUAAUGACAGUGUUCUUGUGUAUGAUAGGCAUUUUUAAGCCCUGUGUCCCUCCAUUUGAGUUUUAGUUUAAAUGCUUUUUUGGUAAGAAUGGACAAUAUUGAAUUUUGGCCAGUAUCAAAAUAUGAUGAUAUUAUGAAACUCAUUUAGCAGAUACUGACGUGCACAUCUUUGUCACAUUUAAAGAACGCACUGUCUCUCCUGUACCAGACUUUGUUUUUUACUCUUGGAGUUUGUUUAUUUCAUGUGUAGAUAUGAAAAGAAGCAAAACAAAAUUUGAUUACAGCAUAAAUGAUACAUGCAAUGAUAAAAGUUAGAUUAGAUUAGAUACAACUUUAUUGAUCCUUAUGAUCACUUCUAAAUUUUUAGCUUUGUCAAAAAACUGAAGUAGAAGCUACUUACAGGUUUUCACCUGCACUUUUUAUUCUUAUUCUCAGAAACUCUUGGUGCCGUUCAGGAUGCUGGCUCAAUAGAUGCACGAUUUAACUGUUUGUGUUAAAGGAUGGUUCUCCUGCUCCCCCUAACAUAAUCUGUGUUUGACAAACAGUGCAGAAACCUAUUUUGCUGUCUGUUUUUAAAUGCUUCCAUACAACUCAAUGCAAGCUCUUAUUGUGUGCAUAUAACUAAUGUAUAGCUCUAUCAGCUGUACAUUCAUGGAAAGUUACACAUCUGCCUUUAUCAGUAUUUAACAUUUUAAUCUUUAUCAGCUGAUGCAGAUCUUAUAUUAAGUUGAUUAUAUAAUGCAUUCACAUUUACUGGUAGGUGCAUGUGUCUAAGCUAUAGAGCACUAAAAGCUAGCAUUAUAAAACUAAUGCUAACAAUUUCCUGGUAAAAAUGAUACUUUUGUGUGUUGUACACUUAAUUAUCUAAAAAACUUAAAUACUUUGUAGGUUUGGCUUUUUGCUUGACAAAAUUGUGUUUUUUAAGAAAAAACAUGUUGAUAUUAUAAAGAUUGAGACAUUCGAUAAAAGGUGAUCCAAAUCAAUGCUAAAAAUACACAAAAAAAAAUAUCUAUGUCUGUCUCUUGCGUCUAAGAACAACAAAAAGUACAAUGCAUGAAUACUUUGGUAAUACGGACAAAUAAACCUUGGUCUCUAUCUUCUUUUGCAUGAUAGGAGUGAUUUUACCUAAUGCUUUCAUAUCUAAUACCCCUACUUUCAUUCCCUCUGUAACACCCUUGACAGAAAAUACCUGCAUGCAAAAGCACACACACAAAAACAUUCAUAUGCACCCAUACUCUCUAUGCAAAUACUCUGCCUUCAUUUAGUAAUUUGACAGCAGAGGUUUGUGCAUAAAAGUAACAAUAUGGACGGCAGUUCAAAAACAAAACUCAUACACAGGCAGAGAUCACACCCUAAUGUGCCGAAUGACAACAGCCAUUGUGGUGUAUCACUAAUGUCAGUGUGCUGAUAGGAGUGUUAUUGUGGAGCUAAAAGGAGAGAGAGAGAAGUUCCAGUUCAUUUCUCUAGGUGGAUUGGAAUGGAAAUGAUGUGUUGCUACAAUAGAGGGAGACACAUUGAGAUGAGGGAGUUUUAGUGCUGUGAUGAGGAAAUAGAAGUGUUCUGUACCAUUGGUUCUGAUGGAAAGGGAAACAUUAAGGAAGUGUGUGUGUGGUGUGUGUGUGUGUGCGUGCAUGCUUGUGUGUGGAUGAUGUAUUUAAGGAAGUGUAAGAUAAAAAAGCCUGUGUGUAUGUGGGUGUUUGCUUGUAUGACAUGUGUGUCUGCACAUUUAUGAGCACGUCAAGCUCUCCUCUCACCUGAAGCCUCUUGUUUUGAUUUUUUUGUCUUCACAGGGCUACAAGAGGAAAACUGAGGCAGCCAAGAAAGAGUACCUGAAAGCCUUGGCCGCGUACCGAGCCAGUCUGGUUUCCAAGGUAACGCUUAUGACACACAGGCCCUGGCUUAGACUGAUGAUGGAUUGGAUGGAAAAUCCCUACUAAUGGGCAGGGAGGGGCGAGUUUAGAAUGAGGUGGAAGAGAAGUGGAGGUGGUAGUGGAGGAAGUGGGUGGAUGGGGGCAUCUGAUGCAAAACAAAAAAGAACCAGACAUAUUUGGAACAAUACCUGAUUUCCAUGGGGUGCAGAUGUUGGGGGGUUGGGGAUUGGAGUUGUUAUGGUGAUAUUAGUGGGGGAGGGGUCAGCCUAUAGGAGCACACAAGCAUGUGGCCAUAACAUCUAUUAGGGAUGGAGGAUGGAAAAUGAGUGCCUUCUCCUGCAAUGUACCUUGCAUUAGGUUAAAGUCUAUUUUGAAUGUAUCUGUUGAAAAAAAAUGCUCUUUAUAGGCACAAAAAGACAUUGUGUCAAGAGUUACAUCAGCGAUUUGCUCCAUUUCCAAUAGGAAGUACAUUGAAAUCAGUGUGAGCAAUCAAAGGCGUCACUGCUGUUUCCACCUCUGACACCUUCCUGCUAAUUCAGAUUUAUGACUUUCUCUUUGCCCUGUGAAUGAUGGCGUCUUGUAUGUACCAGCAUCACAGCGAGGGGAAUAAAGAAAGGCAAAGAGGAGGAGCUGUGGAUUGCAUUGUUUAGUGCCGUCUUGUAUUAACAACACUGAAUGUAGUGUGGGGAAGAUUCCUUUUGUCAUUCCAUUUGUUCUGCAGGCAAACAGCCUCAUUUCUCUGCCUGGGCCCCUGCAUAUAUGUGUGUGUGUGUGUGUGUGUGUGUGUGUGUGUGUGUGUGUGUGUGUGUGUGUGUGUGUGUGUGUGUGUGUGUGUGUGUGUGUGUGUGUGUGUGUUUGAGAGAGAGAGAGAGAGAGAGAGAGUGCACGUGUGACUCUCCUUUUCCCAUCUAUCUGUCAAGGUGUCUAUUGAUCAUUACCUCGGCCCCAGCUCUAUUCAUACAAAUGGGCUCCAUUACCUUCUAAUCAACACUGAUGGCUGGAGAUGAGCUAUCUGACAGCUCAUCAUAGGGGCCUAAGAGGGCGGGGCAGGGUGGAGGAUGGAGCGGGGUGUUUUGUGGGUGCUACAACUGUAAUGAGCGAUACUAUCCAAAAUCAAAGAAGGUCAAGUUUGGUGACUUUGUUGCAGUUUGGUGUUUGACCUUAAGGCAAUGCAACCUAGACCCUGUUAAUCCAUCUGCCAGCCUGUGAAGUGAUGUGUCAAUGCUAAAAGCUUCCAGGCUAAAGGUUGACUGAAAAUGAAUACAGCCUUAUUGUAAUGUGAGCAUGAAUAGGCUGAAAAAAUAAUUUCACAUAGAUUUGUCAGUGCAAAAAAGACCAGAAAUGUUCCUCCAAUACUUCUCUAAAUGUUUAUUAAAGUCCAAAAAUAACUUAUAAAGAAAAAGGAAAAAGGUAGGCUCCUGAAACAUCCUAGCUUAGCAAUUUGGCUAACUUGGCUAACCAGCAUUAAAAUAAGCCUCAAGUCAGCAAAAGCAUAGCUGCUUCUAUAGAUACAGGACAAGGUUUAAUAAAUUUGUCAAGUGUAAUGGAUGCUGCAACACAAAACUGCUAAAUGAAUGAUGAUUGAUGUGUUAUUGUGAUGCAAUGAAGGUUUUAGAGUUUAGAUAAAAUGUCAUGAAGUGAAAGUUGAUUAACAGUUGUUGUGAAUUUUGUUCUUCAACAGACUUAUAAUGACCCUGAACCAAAAAGUGCCCAGCAGACCAGCCAGCCCUCCCACAUGCUGCCCCCGAAGCAGCCUCUGUACAGUGUGCCCCCCCAGCCCUCCUCACCGUACCUGGGCCCACCCGGCUCCUUCCCACUGUCGGACCUCCAGAGCUAUGCGGGGCCACCCCGUCACACCCUGGCCCAGACCCUGAGCCAAUCCCAGAUGCUGCCGCCCAGCAUGAGUGCCUCUCCCCCGGCUCCCUUCCAGAUCAGCCCUCCUCUGCACCCCCACGCCCAGCUCUCCCUGCACCAGAGCUCCCUGCUCAACCAGCCAAUCCGCAUGCAGCAGUCACAGCCAAUCAUCUCACACCAAAUGGGGCUCCAGGCACCUCUGCACUCCCCUCCUCUCAGCCAACAGGUACGUCUGGCAGCCAUUAAAAAUGAUGAAACACAUGCUAAAGCUUUCCAUAUAAUCACCUCAUAAAAUGUGCGCAAAAUGUCAAGAUAUUAUCACCUGUACAGCAUUAAUAAUUACUUUUCAUUAUUGAUACUCCCUGAUAUAUAUUGUUCCUGUUUCAUGAGACCUUGGGCUGUAAUGUGUUUCUGACUGUGAUGCAAAUAUAGUUUUAGGCGAAGCUUUUGUUGGUUGCUCCUGUUUUCCAGUGAGGAAAACUUAUAAUGCAUUAUAAAUUACAGUCUUGUAAAACAGGUGUUUGAAUGACGAAGAACAAAACAAACCCAACAAGAAUAUUUUUGAAUCAGUUUGUUAAAUUGUCUUUUUAUAUCCAAAACUCAUAACAUAUAAAGUCAUAGAGCAGGUCCGGACUGUACUCUCUGUUGUAUAAUUUACACUGCAGAAACUCUAACCUGACUGAGUGUAUUUGUCUGGAGUCAAAAUGUCUCUUUACACUCAAUAUAAGUCAUUAUAAAAAACAUUUCUAUUAUCGGUUACUUGAAAAUAUUCCUUGCUGCAUUGGCAGCCAUCUUUGUUACAAUCAUUGAAGUCCUUACUUGACUUGUUUUAUUUUGAAAUAAUCUCAACUUGUUGGGUUAAUGUAAACUGAAGUUUGGUUAAUGCUUCUGUGUUGACCCCACACCAUAGCUACGCCGUUGUGGCCUUUGCCAUUGUGAUGACCUCAUACUAGAUUUUUAGUGUGUCUUUCCAUGUCGCUCAUUUUAAAGGAGCUGCAUGUUAGGCAAUGUACAUGGACUUCUGGAGAGCGACAGGGUUUCAUGUAGAUUCAAAGAUAUAUGAAUUACUGUGGAGUAAAACAAUACUCUGACUAGAAAUUACACAUUGACAAGUAUUUUCUGUAACAAUUCACUUUUUUACAAUUUGGAGAGAUCCAACAUAAGCCCAACUUUAAGCAAGUACUUGGCAAGAGUAACAGGGGAAAGCUUUUUUUAACAGGCAGAUACCUUGAACAGAACCAAAGUUAUUACUCAGCAGUCAUCCGCCACCACUUGAUGGGCAGAGAAAAUGGGAUAGAUAGACAUGCAAAAAAGAUACAGAUGGAUUAAGAAAGAACAAAAAACAACCACAGCAGAUAAUACAGACUUAUGCUGCACUGCCAAUUAAAGUCGUGAAAAUGUUUCGUAUGUGUUUCAAAACCCUUUUCUUGUAACAGACUUCUUUCCCCCUCUCUCACUGGGUGCCUCAGUUUUAGUAGGGUGUUCUCAUUUCAGUGUGAACAUGAGACCCUUUAAGGAAUGACAGUAAUGUCUGAGAAACUAAAGUUGUUUGAUGUCCUGCAGAAAGUGAUACAAACCACUGACAACAUUUGGCCAAUAUAAGACAAUAUAAUGAAAAAAACAUAAUUAUAAGUACAACCAUAAAAUCUUUUAUUCUCUCUCUCUUUUUUGCAUUUACAGGGAUUCUCCCACAUUCAGGCAGAUUACCAGAAUAGUGUUGGGGGCUCACAGUCUCCAGGGGCCCCUAACCCUGUCCACGGCCAGAACCCUGACUGGGACAGUGAGUACUGCAACAGGGAUUGUGGACCCAACCACUGCGGGUGAGCUCACCACAUCAGUCACCAUUUUUGUGUUGUGGGAUCUGUGGAUGCUGUGUGAAGGUCAUAGAAGGAAUCACAUCAAGUGAGGAUGAGAAAGACGGACCAAAAUAAAAACGUCUCUGCGUCUGUAAAUCCGAUCGGAGACGUUUGAUUGUUAGGAAUAGUAAGUAGCUGUCUGACAGUUACUCAUUUUCCAAAUGAGUUGCUCUGAACCACUUCACUUUCACACUCAGAGACUCCGACAGUAUUAAUCAUAAACUGUGAUUUCCCUACUAAAGCAGAGCAUCUCCUUGAAAUUGAAAUGAGUAACGCAGCAGUAGAACAAUGCUAUUAGCGAGCUUGGAAAAACUGUGACAUCCAAUUAAGUUUCCCUGUGUUUCGCUCAACACACAUUGCCUUAUUGAAUCAAGCUAUUCAAGCAGGAACAAGAGGAAUGUUGUUUCGUCUCACACCUGAAACUUGGUGUUGCUAUUCCGAGAGGCGGAAGUAUCUCCUGUAUUUAGAGCUGAUUCAUCUGGAUGUCAAAUGGGAUCAUGCCUGGGUCAAAUAACAUUUGAUGCCCUUUGAAGUAGAUUGCGUCUUUGCUUUAAACCCUCUCCCUCAGUGUCAGAUCAUUGUAGUUUGGAGUUUUGGAGGGUACUGAAUUAUUUCCAGCCUGUCAGUAAAGAUAACUGUAGAACAGACUUUGUAUUUGACAUUUCAAGUAUUAAGUGAUCUGCAAGUUCUGACUUGUAUUUUUUUGUUUUUUUCACUGAUUGUUGUCUGUUCUUUUAGAGCUUUUAUGUUUUUUUUAGCUGUUUUUAGAGACCGAUCUCCUUUGAAAGGCAUUUAUAAUCACUAGGAUUUCCUCGUGAAAUAAACAGAUGAAUUGUGUCAGAGCAUCAGCAUAUUAGCAUGUGUCAAAAACACACUAACACAGUUUCUUCUUCUUCUUCUUCUUCUUCUUCUUCUUCUUCUUCUUCUUCUUCUUCUUCAGCAGUGGCAUGGGAGCUCGGGACAAGCCUCUCUACCUCACUUGAAGUUGAAAGACCUCCAAAUGUCAGACUCCAGGGAGCUUUCCAACAACGUCAUCAAUUUAUCUGCUUCUACACCAUUUUGUUUUCUUUUUUCAAAUAUUUUUGUGAUGGAUUUUGAAAAUCCCAAAGACUGCUACAAUAAAUUCACCUAUUUGCCAAGCACUUAGAUCGGCCAGAAGCCUGAAGCACUUCUCUUGCUUUUUUUCCUAACCAGUGAACUUUCCAUUUUUUGCGGGGGCAGUGAGCUUUAAGCUCAUGCCAGCAUACUGGAAAUGAAGACCAAAAAAAAAAUGUCUUCUCAUUUUGUUUUGAAUUUUUUAAAGAUGCUUUUUGGCCCUUCACUCCAUUACUGUGUUUGCCAUGGACUGCCCUCAUUGGAGAGACAAAAUGCUGUAAGCAUACUCAAAGCAUAAGUGGCAGGGGUAAAAAAGCUAAUGCAAGAAACUAGAAUAAAGUCACCUCAGCAGGGAUGGAUGUAAAUCAGGACAUUCUGAAACAGCCCAACUGAGGCAAAGCAAGCAAAAUUUUUAAUGAAGAUAGUCACAAACACAUAAGACAUUUGUAAAUCAUCCUUGGCCCCGAUAAAGGACUCACUCAGUUCCUUUCUUCCUCACAGAGUGAUUGUAUAUAUCACCAAAAUGGAUCCCUCUUAUGUGUGUAUCUAGCUGCAGUCCCCUUGCUCUAUUUUUUUCAAACAUUCUUUUGUUUGGUUUUGUGAUUUCUGUGCAGGCGGAUUCAGUGAGGGAAUACACACUAAAAGUUGUGUUGAAACUGUGUUCACUGGUCUCUUUUCUCUUCAAACAAGAGAGAAACGCAAAGACUGAAAAUAUUUCCUCCUUACAUGGUGGAGCUCUGAUAGAGGGAGUCACUCUCUUCACAUGGCCUCAGGACGUUGCAGAACUGUAGAGGUCAAAGGUUGAUACCUCUCCUUUUAGCUCCUCCUCUUGUUCGACAAGGACCACCCCCACCUGUAACCCUGCCACCCUUCCCCCAUAGUCCCCCACACCACUUGUACAGGUGAAUAAAAAAAGUUGCUAAAUGUGAAAUGUUACUAAAGAAAAAAAACAUAACAGUGGGUUUUAAAGUUUUUGACUAGUUUUAUUAGGUGUUUUAGAAUUGUGUUGAACUCAUCUUAUCAUUUUUUGUGAAAAAGAAAAAAAAGAAUUCUGAAGCUAUUUUGUUUUGGUUUUUUUCACUGUAGCAGGAUCUGCAUUUCAGAGGAGCAGUCGUGGGGGUAGAAAUUUUGAUUUUGUGUAUAAACCUGCCAAAUGUACUUCUUUAAUUUGUAAAGCCAGUGAUGAGAGAACCAUUUUUUUUUUUGAAUAUCAUUUGUUUUACAAUACGUUCAUAAUAUUUAAUUUGGUUGCAGGUUUCACAUCUAUUUAUGAAUGAUAUGAAGUAACAUUUUGGCUUAUUUUCAUCAGGGUGCAUUAUUAUUAUUAUUAUUAUUAUUAUUAUUAUUAUUAUUAUUAUUAAUCAAACUCCAUGGUUAUUAUUAGAAUAAUAAAUAUUUUUUUAGAAAUGGUUGUUGGUGCACCACCCCUGUACCAGCUUUAGAUUCAUUUUGUGUCACGAUUACUUCUUUUGUUUUCUUUUGUCUGUAAUAAAAUGUUUAAAGUGGAAAAAUUGA
Xyrichtys novacula (pearly razorfish) is the source of this 80952-nucleotide messenger RNA. Lineage: Eukaryota; Metazoa; Chordata; Actinopteri; Labriformes; Labridae. The record is from the annotation of a GenBank genome assembly.